Podarcis lilfordi (Lilford's wall lizard) is the source of this 81097-nucleotide messenger RNA. The record is from the annotation of a GenBank genome assembly. NCBI's taxonomy places the organism in Eukaryota, Metazoa, Chordata, Lepidosauria, Squamata, Lacertidae.
AUGGAGUCGCAAGCGCUGGACUCGGACUCGGGCGUGGACGAGUCUCUCGUCGCGCCGCUGCUGGAGCUCGGCAUCCCCGAGGUGGCGGCGCGGCGGGUGGGUCGGCCGGUGGAUCUCUUUCUCUUGGGGGAGGGGGAUGGGGGCCGCUUGCUCCUUGUGGCGCUGGCGGCGCCGGGUGUGGGCCGGGAUCCACCCCCUGCAGCCGAUCCUCACGGCCGUCUCCCUUUCCCUUCCCGCAGGCUCUAGCGCUCACCGGGGGCCGCUCGGCCGAGGCGGCGGCGCAGCUCUACUUCAGCAGCGGACUCGAUUCCCAGGUAAUCCCGUCCCGAUCUCCCCCGCCCGAUCCCGUUUUCCUGCCUCCUGAUCCCGCCGGGGAUCAUUUUCCGGCCUAACCCAGCGCACUCCUCUCUCUUUGUUUCAUCGACCCUGCCCUACGCUUUUUUCAGUCCUUGACCCGCAAACCUUUCUUUUUGCUGACGCGGUUUCUGAGCAUGUGAAGGGCGCCUCUUAAGCCCCGGCACGCUCUGGAAUUGUCUACCGGGGACUCCCGCGUCGGAGGGUGUGUCGCCCCGAGGUGAUCCUCACGAGGCGACUGAGCAGCUAUCUGAGAUAUUUUUGACCCCGUGCUGCGACGGUACACACGUGCCCAGCAACCGCGUGCACGCAUUCUUACUCCCCAUCCCUUGAAAGACGGGUUUUUGCUUUUUCCCCGCACCCACUCGCCUGUCUGCGCGCGUGUGGUUUUCCUGGAAAGCGCAGAUGAGGAUUAACCUCCCCAAGCCUAAUUUUAGUGGAAAUAAUAGGAACCUGUGGGUGUCAGGGAAGGCCUCUUGCCUGUAUAUGUAUGUCUGUGGGUUCCACAUUGGUGACCUGUGACAAUAGAAACUAAUCGCUGCUGCCUGUUUCACAGCCAUUAUUCUUUAGCCUGUCUCUGUGAGUAACUGUGUCUGAAACACCUACGUAUAAGCAUGUUCAAUACUUAUAACUGAAGCUCUUCCCCUCUUUCUCCAUUUUGCUCUGUUAACCUACUUAAUGAAAGAGCCCAUCCACCGCACCUAUCUGGUUUUUAGGAUGCAACAUGGUACAGUGCCGAUUAACUGGUUCAUACUGAAUGGUUAUGGAUGACCAGCAAUGAGAGUAUUUAGCGCCUAGAUUUUUGUGAUAUGCACUGAAGGCCGUAAUGCUGGAUUUGCAUUAAACCAAUAGAAGGGGGAGAGUGUUUACAGAAAGCCUACAUCCCUCCUGCAAAAUGAGAAGCCCUGCUUUUUACAUAAAGCAAGUCCACUUGUGAUUUACAAUAUGCAUAAUCUACGUGUUGGUAACCUCAAGAUUUGAUUAGUGCAAAGCCCUUGGGUCUGGAAGCUUUGGUUAGUGCAGAAUGCUAUGGCUAGACAGGAAAGAGACUACCAACAACACAUGACGUUGUUGCUAAGACUUCCCAUUUGCUACUGGACCAAGUUCAAGGUUUUUGUACCAGAUCCGUGCAAAGGACUGAGCCCACACAAUCUGCCAUGGCUUCAACCUCCAGCUGCCUGCCAGUCCUCUGGGUUUCUACAGUCGGUGUGGACAUUGACUGUGUGUUGUUCUCUCUAAGUAAUGCCUUCAGCAUCUCCUUUUCCCACACUGUGUGGGAGACAACUUCCAUGAAGUUUUUAAGCAGAGGUUGGGUGUGUGGAUCUGUCAUGUGUGAUCUAGUUGAGAUUCCUUCAUUGCAGGGGGUUGGACUAGAUGACCCUGGGUUUCCCUUCUAACUUUACAUUUCUAUCCUUCUAUGCACAACGGCCUAAAUAACUUAGGCCCAGGGCUGCUUGAGGAUUGCCCAAAUCAAUAACUCAUACAGUCCUGGGGGAACGCUGCUAGCUGUUCCCUGUGGGCCAGAAGCACGACUGGCUUUAAGAAACUAAGCCAAUUGUUGCCCCAACUGAGACAAUGAUAUUCUCUUGGCAAGGGGAAGCAGAAAGCUUAUACAGUGGUGCCCCGCAAGACGAAAAACUCGCUAGACGAAAGAGUUUUCCGUUUUUUGAGUCGUUCCGCAGGACGAAUUUCCCUAUGGGCUUGCGAGUUCUUGCGAGUUUGUUUCCUUUUUCUUAAAGCCGCUAAGCCGUUAAUAGCCGCUAAGCCGCUAAUAGCCGUGCUUCGCAAGACGAAGAGACUCACGGAACGGGUUAAUUUCGUCUUGCAAGGCACCACUGUAGAUGCCCUGCUCUGAAAGCAAUGUUAGAUCAGGAAAAUACCUUUCUUCUUUCCCCAGCCUUGUGCUGAUUAAAGCUCCUUGGGGAAGAAUCUGUCCUUUUAAUAAAAAAUACUGGAAAAAGGAAAAACCUGUCCUUUAUUUUAGUGGCAGGAAAUUAUUAUUAUUAGUAAUAGUAGUAAAAAAAAAUCAAAUUAAAAAAUUAGUAAUAUAUCGCCCUUUAUCCGAAGAUCACAGGGCAGUUCACAACAGAAAACAUAACCUUGGUCCUUGGUCUUUCGGAGUCCUAGUCUAUGCAUUCAGAAUAAUCAUAUAGUUCAUUCAGCUCUGCUGCAGGAGGAAGGUUGCAGCGGGCCUGCCAAAGGGCUGUCAUGUGUAAAUAACAUAGCUGAGAUUUGUGGUCCUGCAACUGUCUCACUCUGCUAUUCUGGUGAAGUGAUUGCAGUACACUAGACCCUCAUAAAGGCUUCCUUAGCACCGCUUUCCAUGGUGAAGUAGGACGGACCUAAUUCCACAGGUACUAAACAGCUGUAUUUGAGUGUGGGCUGGACCUGGGUGUCAGACCAGGCUUGUGGGAAAUGGCGAAGGGCUGUAGGACAGAUUCAGUCUUCAGAGACAAGCCUAGGAGAGACCUCUGGCUGAAACUCUGGAGGACCAUUGCUGGCCAAGUGUAGACAAUACGGAGAUGGCUGGACCAGUGGCCUAACUCAGUAUAACACAACUAUCUGUGAUCCUGAGCUGUAAACAGGAGAGGCAGGUGACUACGCUGUGACGAAAGGGACUUGAUCAUCACCAUCUCUUUCCAGGAAGAAGAGGAUGCACAAGGCAGCGGUUACUAUAAGAUGGUCUUUGUGGUGAACAUGGAGCUCUCCAUGGGGACUGGAAAGGUAAAGCUACUCAUGGGUUGUGUUCCGGCCCUUUUAAGUGGCCUUUGGCUUUGCUUGCUGAUUUGCUUACAUGUGGGCAGGAUGCCUGCAGUGCAGAGGGCUGGACUAGAUGUCCUCAGGUUCUCCAUCCUUGGCUUACACCAUCGAGGGCAUUUAUCCAAGGCUGAAAAGUGAAAGCGAGCAAGAGCCCUUGAGUAAUGAGGGACUCCUGGUUUUGCAAUACAUUUGUGGAUGGAGGCCCAGUAACAAUACUGGUGCAGCUGCUACUGAAAUAAGUCAACCUGCUAUUGCUUUGCGCUAUCUAGAAGAUGAUUUGGGUUAUGAUGCCUAACGUUGCCAGCCUGCGCCUUGCAGGCGAUGGCAAGGUAUCUCUGAAGCAGGCUGUCUUCUUCUGUCUUUGUAGCGAUGCUUUGGCGCAAGCCGUGCGAGGGAAGUGGGUUUCUUGUUUCUCUCUCCUCCCCCCCCCCCAAUUUUGAAUUCAUUUUUAUUUGAUUUUACAAAUAUAAAGUUAUAAAAAUCCAAAUCCAUGUGCAGAGGUUACUUCAAAUCUCACAACUUCCCCCCACCCCCUCCACGGGGUCCCAUUUUGAACAUUUACAACUGCAUAUUGUUCCAUGUGCUAACUUUUAUAUAAAUCCGUAUUGUCCAUGCUAUUUGUUAGACUACAAGUGAAAUCAAAAUCCUGCCAAUAAUAAUAAUAAUUUUUUAUAUAUAUAUCCCGCCCAUCUGGCUGGGUUUCCCCAGCCACUCUGGGCGGCUUCCAACAAAAUAUUAAAAUACAAUAGUCCUUCAGAUACUAAAAGCUUCCCUAAACAGGGCUGCCUUCAGAUGUCUUCUAAAAGUCUGGUAGUUGGUUUUUUCCUUUGACAUCGGCUGGGAGGGUGUUCCACAGGGCGGGCGCCACCACCAAGAAGGCCCUCUGCCUGGUUCCCUGUAACUUCACUUCUCACAGUGAGGGAAUCACCAGAAGGCCCCCGGCACUGGACCUCAGUGUUCGGGCAAAACGAUGGGGGUGGAGACGCUCCUUCAGGUAUGUUUCCAUCUCUUGUUGUUGUCGUUGUUAGUCAUGUCCGACUCUUCGUGACCCCAUGGACCAGAGCAUGCCAGGCACUCCUGUCUUCCACUGCCUCCUGCAGUUUGGUCAUUUACAACUGCGUAUUAUUCCAUACUGCUGACUUCUCUAUCAGUCCAUAUUGUCCAUGGUAUUUGUUAAACUAUAAGUGAAAUCAAAAUCCUGCCAAUGUUUCCAUCUCAUUACAGUGGUCUCCUAAAUAACUUAUAAUUUUCUUCCAUUCUUUCAUGAAGUUUUUGUCCUCUUGGUUUCUGAGUUUCCCGGUUGGUUUUGCCAUUUUGGCUUGGUUUGCCGUUCCUCUCUGGUAGGGACCUUUGUCUUCUUUCCCUUUCUUGAUUCUUGGUGCUUAUUGUUGCAGAUCGCCGCUCAAGUGGGGCACGCCGCAGUUGGCCUGUUCCAGUUGUUGCAGGAGAAGUCGUCUCACAGGGACAUCAUCAACCAAUGGGAUGAACAAGGGUAAGGAAGCAAAAGGGGAAUCAGGCCUGCGGAGGGCACCAUCCUCCUAAGACAGGGGUCAGCAAACCUUUUCAGCAGGGGGUCGGUCCACUGUCCCUCAGACCUUGUGGGGGGCCGGACUAUAUUUUGAAAAAAAAAUAUGAAUGAAUUCCUAUGCCCCACAAAUAACCCAGAGAUGGAAUUUAAAUAAAAGGACACAUUCUACUCAUGUAAAAACACGCUGAUUCCCGGACCGUCCGCGGGCCGGAUUUAGAAGGCGAUUGGGCCGGAUCUGGCCCCCGGCCUUAGUUUGCCUACCCAUGUCCUAAGACCUUGCAGAAGGGGCAGUGUGUGUCUGUGUUGAAGCUUAUUCAGCUUCUGGCUGAGCCAGAGCAAACUCCUCCCAAGUCUCUCCCAGAUGAACUGAGAAGGUGCAUCAAAGACGCUGGCUUGGGUUCACAGUCAAUUCCCAACUUAGCAUGUUGGCAUUGGCGAGAUGGAGGUGCGCUCCUCUUGAGGAGCUUAAAGGCGGUUGCUUAUAGUCUGUUGAUCCAGGCCUGAAGCCUUGAUCGUAGUACUUUCUGGUUUCCUCUUGAGUCCAGCAGAUGACAUGGCCCAGGGGCUUUUUGAUAUUUUAACCGGCUUGCUGAACACCUUAUGAAUCCAGCACGCCUAGCUUGGUACCCUGCAGAGCAUAUUUCAGUGUCAUGUGCGCUGAUUUUUUAUGGGGGGUGAGGUGGUCACACAGGAAGUGCUGGGGGCAUGGCUGUGGAUCCCUCCAGAACAGUUGGGGAAAGGUUUUUAAGUCCUUUAAACAAAAUACACCUGAUCUUUGUGCCAGUCCUGCACGGACGUCUGAGAGCUUUCCAGGUACGCAGGUUAGCAUGUGCCUAAUCCCCAGGACCCAAUGCUGCUGCUGUUUGUAGUCUCUGAAAUAGGCUUGUAGGUCCUAAUUCCUGGGCUGCUGGUCUCUGUAGCUGCCUUAGGGCAGACUCUUGGGCUGGAGGUGCAAGAUUCUGCGCCGGGGUGGAGUGGGAGCUGGUAUUACACUCAAGAUUGCUUUGCCUUUCUCUCAGCGCAAAGAAAGUCGUACUGCAGGGUUCCAACACUGACCAGUUGCUGGAGCUGCACGCCUUGGCCCUGAGCCUGGAACUGCCAACAUACCUAGUGCAAGAUGCAGGGAGGACCCAGGUAAUAGGCCAAAGACUCUGAAAGUCGGUUUGCGCUUCCUAGGUAUGUUGCCUUGAACAAAGCGAAUGUACCUGGUUCUUGUGUUUUGCAGGGAUGCUAGCUGGUAGGUGUGUAAGAAAAGAGGACUUUAAUUUCUGCACAUGGGGGGGUUGACCUUCUUCGUUGGGCAGAUUGGGUAUGUUUGCAAAUACCUAAUUCUGGUUUCAGAACUUGAAGGGGAGCAAAAGGAUGUUUUUAUUUUCUAGUUAGGGCUCUCUUUUUAUAGGGCAGGAUCAUUAAGGGCAGUAGGUUUUGAAAUUAUGAAAGUUUCUACUGAAUACUGGAGAACCUUGGUUAUGGGAAGACUUAGAAAUAAAAUAAACAAAGCUUCUGCCUUUUAAGCACUGGAAUACUGUUUCUAAGCCUGUAGUUGAAACUGGUGUCUAUUAAGGUUCCCCCCCUACAAUAUUGAACAGAGUUGCAAACUUAUGCAACUUUUAUUUCUGAAAGGUUCCUUCCAGGUGAUAACAAAAGCUGUGUUCUGUGGCUAGCUGUACAGUUGCUACUUUGAAAGAUCCUUUGCUGCCAAGGGGCAAGCUACAAACCUGAAAAAUUGAGCCUGACAUUCAAAAUUCACAUCCACUUAAAAAAGCACACACACAUUGCCAAUUUAGAUGAGGCUAUCUUGCUGACCUCAACUGUUUCCUCUUUAGAAUCCCCACCCCUCGCCCUCCCAAAAAACCCACCUAUGUUCAACAGCACAUACAGUAAGAAUGUCAUUUAUUUACAAAGAUCUGGUUUAAACUACUGUAGUAGCCCAGCAAAAUAAUUUCCCGAUACCUUGAGUGUGGGAAUGUUGAGGAUAGCAGGAGAGGAUAUAUUGAUUAAACAAUAUCUUUCCUCACUCAUGCUAAUGAGCUGGUAGCAGAGCACAUUCCCUUGUACAUUACAGGAAGCUUGUUGAUAGAUUCGUUAGAACCAUUUGAGUUAAGCAAUCCAGUCUGGCUUGUCCAGAUCGGAUUGUUCCUGGUAAAUCCCCUUUAGUUACCUCUUAAAAACAAUAAUGACACAACAGUCUUCUUUUAAAAGUAAUGGUAAGGUUUACUUACAUUCAGUUCACAGUACGGUCCUGAAAGCAGGCUUUAGCUUGUAGUAAAUCAGUGCCGGAUUUACGUAUAAACUAAAGAAGCUAUAGCUUAGGGCCCCACUUUCUUGGGGCCCCCAAAAAAAUUUAAAGGGGCAAAAACCUGGAUGUACAUUUCCAAAAUAUAAGAUAAAAACAAAUAAAAUAAAACCUACAUACAGCAAAUGGCUUUAGAGACGUAUUAGGUCCAUAAAUUACCAUAUAGCAUAUAUUCAACACAAAAAAACCUGACAAUUUGUUGUUGACAAAGGACAGCUGGACAUAUAAAGGGCCCCAUUACCUUCAGUAGCUUAGAGCCUCGUCAAACCUAAAUCCAGCUCUGGUUACAGUUACAGAGAAAUAUGUGGGCUCGUUCUCUGUGAGGGAUGAGUCCACGUGCUGCUGGCUGAGAACCAGCAGAGAGCAAAAGGCAUAAUGGAGAGAAGGGAUCAAGAGAGUAAGAGGAAGAUGAGAAUGAAGAAACCCCGACAAAAGAACAGUGCCAAAAGAAAUUGACGAACUAUGCAGAACUGGCCAAAUUGACAUACAAAUUGUGAGACAAGGACAACUGUGACUUCAAGGAGGAAUGGGAACUUUAUACAAAUUAUUUAAAAACACAACAAAAUGAAGUGGACUCCUUGGCAGGUUUUGAAUAAACGUACACAAAUUUAUUGUUGAUAACAUGAUGGACAGAUAUGUAAGGAUAUAUACAAUUUUAUAAUAUGCAGAGAAAAUAUGUGCAGCGAAAUCAGGGAGAGGAGCUGAGGGAUGUCCUUGGUGUCGGGGGGGAAAGGGGGGGAAUUAUGUAGGUGAUUAUAUGGUUUGAUAAUUUGUUAUGUGGAAAUUGAGUGAUAAUUUUAUUUCAUUUUUUUAAAGAGAGAGUAAGAGAAAGAUUGGACGCAGGUGGUGCUGUGGGUUAAACCACAGAGCCUAGGACUUGCCGAUCAGAAGGUUGGCGGUUUGAAUCCCUGCGACGGGGUGCGCUCCCGUUGUGCAGUCCCUGCUCCUGCCAACCUAGCAGUUCGAAAGCACGUCAAAGUGCAAGUAGAUAAAUAGGUACUGCUCCGGUGGGAAGGUAAACGGCGUUUCCGUGCGCUGCUCUGGUUCGCCAGAAGCGGCUUAGUCAUGCUGGCCACAUGACCCGGAAGCUGUGCGCCGGCUCCCUCGGCCAAUAAAGCGAGAUGAGCGCCGAACCCCAGAGUCGGCCACGACUGGACCUAAUGGUCAGGGGUCCCUUUACCUUUAAGAGAAAGAUGGCUGCAUGACUAGCCGCUUUAUAGGGUCUGCCAGGGUCACGCCCAUCUACCUGGUCUCACGCAGGCGAAGGAUGCUCCAGACCAGGUGUGACAGGAAGUCCUCCUGGCUGGAGCAACGUCCCCUGUGUGUCCACUCUGGGCAAACAGGAAAUGCUGUACUUGCCUGCUUCAGUGAUGUUGCAUCCCACGUUGAGAGCUAUCGAAAGUAUACAGCAGGGGUGAGAGCACGGUAGAUCGAGGUGCGGCCCCAGCGCUCUGGCUGCUCUCUCCUCAGGGCUUUGCUUGCCCCAGCUGUGGGGUGUCCUCUCUGUGUUCCAGGUUCCGACGGGCUCCCACACAGUCCUCGCCAUCAUGGGGGAGGAAGAGAUGGUGAACCAGGUGACCGGGCAGCUGAAACUGCUGAACUGAGAAGUGCUUCAGAGCGUGGCUCUGUCCGCCCCACGUGGAGUCCGCGGGGCCGCUGCCCCUGUGUGUACGCACACGCUUUUCUCGUGGGAAGAGGAAGCUCCUGCCAACAGCAGCUCUCGAAGGCCCGUCAGGGCAGCAUGCCGAACAGAGGGGUGGCUCUCCUUUGCGAUAAGAGGAGCGCUCCUUUUCUCCCCCCCCCCUUUUCUUUUUCUUUCCAGUACGGCAGAGGCUUUAAAGCUCUCUCCCCCAGUUGGAUUGUUAGGGUUCUCUCCCCAGUGGCUCUGUCAUGGAUAUAGGUCUUCAUUUCCCAUACCGCCCUCAAACCAGGUGUGAUGAUGUGCAGGUGUGGCCCGAGCUUCUGUGCGGAGGGAAACCAUGAAAGGAAUGCUGGGGUCACCUGGCAGCGGGAAGGCUGACCUUGUACCUAACGCAUCGCCGCCUCUUGUCAGUCUCGUUCGGGGCACUAUUAUUAUUAUUACUGAAGGAAUGAAGAUGCCGCAACCCCUCUGGACCGCUUAUUGUGUCGCUGAACUGCUCUUAGGAAGCUGUCGUUAUCUCUGUUUUAGCCAAAAGUAGUUGAAAUCCCUUGUCUUUGUAUUCCUGCUUGUGGACUGUUUUCCCAUCUUUGCGGCAUCCUUCCUGUUACCCUUUUCAGAUGACUUCAGGGGGUGGGGGGUGGAAAAGGAUUUUGAAAAUAGAGUUCGCAACGUACUAUCACGUCUCCAGCCAACGGAUGGGGGAUGGAAUAAGGAAUGGCUGUGCUGGGACACAUCCAGAAAUAGGCCAUAGCUGACACAGGAGGGUUAAAUCAGACAUGGAGAACUUUUUUUUCCUGCUGGGGGGCUGUAUUCCUGGGUGGGUGGGGGCAAUCAUUAGGGCUGCAUGCUAGCAGUGGGUAGGAUCCGAGUCCAAAGUGGGUGGGAUACCGUCCUUUUCUCCCCUGCCUUCUCAUCUUCCCCACCCCACCCAAUUUUGCUCCUUUCCCAGCCACCCACAUGAAAUUAGGCUGUGACGUUUGUCUGCCCACCCUUGUUUUAUAGCAGCAGAGAGAGGCAGCCAGAGCAGGGGUAGUCAACAUGGUGCCCUCCAGAUGUUGCCGGACUCCCAACUCUCAUUGGCCUCAGCCAGCAUGACCAAUAAUCUGGGGUGUGUUGGGAGUUGGCUGUUCAGCAAAAACCUGGAAGGCCUAAUGUUUCCUACCUAGCCCAGAGCUAAGGUCCAAUGUAGAAGAGAAUGCAGCUUUGCUGGUGUUCGGCGGUGUGCGAUCCUUUCCUUCCCCUUCUGUCCAAUUAAAAACCCAAUGUGAGUGUUCCUGUUUCGGUAGAACAACAGUAUUCAACGAAUAAAUGAAAAACAUGCCUCUUGAGAAGGGAUUCAUGAGAAGGGAAGCGGGGGGACGGGAUGGGACUUGAGAGCUCUGCUGCGCGGGUACUUGUCGCGUGGUGGGGCAUUUUCCCAAGUGGCAAAACAGAUGUCCGCUCGCCUUGGUGUCGUUCCCAGAACAUCUCCCUAAGGCAUGUUUUAGUGUUUGUUCCAGAUUCUCACACAUUCAGAACAAGAGGCCCACACACCAGGUCUGUGACGGAGGCUUGUUGUGAACGUGGGUCUCUUGUUGUAGCGGUUUUUCUACCUGCUAGACAUUUAUAUUUCCAGAACUCUCCCCUAUACCAAACUGCAACCUGCAAUCCAUUUUUGGACUUUGCGUCCUUUCCCACCGGUGUCUUCUGCUGUGAAAGGAAUGGAUGGCGGCCAUUUUGAAUUUUUAUGAUAGCAGAAACUUGGGGGUACAGUCUAUACAGGAGCCUGGGAUUGCAUGGCUUGACUUAGCUUUUAUAUAGGGUUGUGUUCACUCAAGUCUUGGGUCAUAAAAUUGGGGUCAGUGGCUCUGGGCGUAGCCAAGAUUUUUUGGGGGGGCAGGUCUUUUGUUGGGGGGGCAGGACCUCAGUUAGCUAUGUGUUUUUAUUGAUUUGGGGGGGGGAGUUGCCCCCUUGGCUACACCCAUGUCAGUGGCCCUGCCAGUUGAAGGCCAAAACUGUUAGCUUGUCUAGAUGAAAGAAGGUAAACCUGGUAUGUGGUUUGCUUGACCAAAGUUACCAGCUGUUUUCCGACAGGGCUCUCUACCUGUUGAAACAGAUAUUCCCUAGGUGUCGUUUAUCCCAGCAUGCAGAUGACGUGAUGAGAAAAGCUGUCUGCUUUAAUUUUUUAAGCGUUUGUUUGUUUUCUUUAAAAAAAUACAUAGGUAACUCUAGAUGCCACCUGUAACACCUGUAUUGCUGCUUGUCCAGUUCAGUUUUCAGUACACAUUGACAGCUGUGGAAAUGGCUGCCAAUUCUAUGUCAAAAGUUGGAACAGAAGAUGUAAUAUCACCCCCACCCCCUAAUUUUGUUUUCAGGUGGAACUCUAGUUGAAGGUCUUUUUCUAGCUGUAGCUUCAAUUAAUAUAAAAAAACUCUCUGCUGGUUGGUUGCAUAGCUCUAUGUCCAUGGGAAUUACGAUGGUUCUGUUAUAGUAAAUUUGGAAAAGAAAAAGCUUAUGAGUGUUGCAAAUAGGCCAUUCACCCAGAGGCCCGGGAUAUUGCAGUCCAGAUAAGAUUUGCCAUCAAACUCCCCUCCUUUAAAACGUGGCACAGUAUUGUGGUGUGGCCCAAUAUUUGACUUCAAAAGAGGAAACUUUCCCCAAGUGAGGAGACUUAUAAAAAAGGAAGUUGAAAGGUGAAGCCCAGAGGAUUGAGUCACUCCAAAAUGCUUAGGAGUUGUUUGAAAAUGCAAUAUCGGAAGCUCAGCAGGAAUGUUUGUGGCAGACCAGGAACGAUGUCAUGAGGACCAGUAGGAUGCCAGCAUGAUGAAAGAGCAGAGUCAAGGAAGUUAUUAAGGAGGCCCUUUUCAAAAUACGGAAGCCUUAUCUAAAUGAAAAGGACAAGAAGGAAGCAAAAGCUUUGGUUCAUAUACACAGUAAGGGAUGCGUAAAGGAAUUUGAGGUGCACAUUGCUAAAAGCAUUAAGACUUAACAACAAAGAAGUUAUUUAAAUACAUUAGUAGCAGGAGACCAUCUAGGGAUGUGGUUGGACCUUUAUGACAAGGAGGUCAAAGGAGGAUGAGGAGAUGGAGAAGCUGAAUGAAUUAUUUGCAUCUGUCUUCACAGUGGAAGUUAUAGGGCAGAUUGCAGUGCCUGAAAUACUUUUUUGCAGGAUGGAGCCUGAGGAACUGAGGCAGUCAGUGGUGUUUAGAGACGAAAGUCUAGGUCUAACAGACAAAAUGAAAACUGACAACUUGCCGGGUCUGGAUGGCGUCCACCUGAAAAGCUCUCAAAGAACUUAAAUGUGAAACUGCAGAACUUCUCACAAAAAUAAGUUACUCAGAUCAGCCUCUAUAGCCAAGGACUGGAAAGUAACCUAUGUAACAUCAAAAAGGGAUCCUGGAAAUCACUGGCCGGUUAGCUUAACGCCUGUCCUGGGAAAACUGGUGGAAAGUAUUGUUAAAGAUAAAAUAACCAAGCAUAUAGAAGAACAAGUCUUGCUGGAGCAGAGGCGAGCAUGGCUUCUGUAAGGGCAAGUCUUGUCUCACGGACCUAUUGAGGUAUUUGAGAGUGUUAACAAGCAUAUAGAUAGAGGUGAUCCAGUUGACAUAGUGGACUUGUGACUUUUCAAAAAGCUUUUGACAAGGUAGCCCACUACAGACUCCUGAGUAAGCUUAGCAGUCCUGGAAUAAGGAUCAGGGAUUGCUUAGGUUGGAGGCCCCAGAGUCUGAAUAAAUGGUCAAUUCUCAGAAUAGAGAUGUAAAAAGUGGAGGGCCGCCAAGGAUUGGUAUUGAGACCUGCACUUUUUAACUUGUUAUAUUCAGGAUCUAGAGUUAGAAGUAGGCAACAAGGUGGCCCAAGGUUUGCUGACGAUACUAAAUGGUUCAGUGUCGUUAAAACAAAAAGAGCUCCGAAAGGAUCUCUCCAGUGGGUGGCAAAAUGGCAAAUGCAAUUCAAUGUAAACAAGUGUUGGGGCAAGAAAAAUCUUAAGUUUCACAUAUAACCCCAUGGAAUAUGAAGUGGUGGUGACUGACCAGGACCAAGACCUUGAGGUCAUGGUCUAUAGCUCCAUGAAGAUGUUGGCAGGAGCAGCAGCAGUUGUGAAAAAGGCAAAUGCCCUGCCUUUAAUGUCAUUAUUAAAGGCGCUGAAUAUAAUCUCAUCAUGCCGUUAUACGAACCUAUGGUGCGACUGCAUUUGGAAUACUAGAACGUCCAGUUCUGGUUGCCUCGCCUCAAAAAGGAUAUUGCAGAGUUUGAGAAGGUUCAGAGAAGGACAACCGAAGGGGAUGGAGGAAAAGUUGCAGCAUUGAAGACUUUUUAGUUUGGAGGAGAGGUGCCCUGAUAGAGCAGCGGUUCUCAACCUGUGGGUCCCCAGAUGUUGUUGGACUACAACUCCCAUCAUCCCUGAGCUCUGGCCUUGCUAGCUAGGGGUGAUGGGAGUUGUAGUUCAACAACAUCCGGGGACUUACAGGUGGAGAAAGGCUAUGAUAGAGGAUUAUGGCAUGGCCCAGAGGAGGUGGGUAGAGAAGCCCCCCCCCCCCCCUUGCGACACUAGAACUCUUGGUCCUCCAAUGAAGCUGAAUGUUGGAAGAUUCAGGACAGAUGGAAGAAUGGCACUUCACACAUUAUGUAGUUAAGCUGUGGCGCUCGCUCCAAUGGCCACCAACUUGGAUGGCUUUAAAAGAGGAUCAGGCAAAGUCACGAAGUAUAAGCCUAGCCGGUGCUACCAGCCAUGGUGGCAAGGCUUGUGUACACUUGGAGGCCUCUGAAUCUCAGUUGCUGGAUUCCACCGGAGAGGGAAAGUGCUCUUGUGCUGGGGUCUCGCUUGAGGGUUUCCCAUGGCCAUCCUAUUGGCCACUGUGAGAACAGGAUGCUGGACUAGACGGGCCAUACUGGCCUGAUCCUGCAGGCUCAUCUUACGUGCUGAAAAGGAGAGUUCGGCACGAACCAGCAGGUUUAAUAGCCUGGCCCCGUUUUAACAGGUCACGAGGAGCGUUUCUGGGUAAGGAGGGUUGAGUGGGGGUGCGGUCCUUUUUUUUUGUCAUCCAAUAAAAGCAUUUUGUUAGCCUGCCUCUCUCACCCUGCCAUUUAGGUCAAGUAUUUCGCCACACAAUGAGACAAAUUGCUGGCAGAAGCCCAUGUUGCAGGCGGAGGGUGGGGUGGGGGCUGGGGGUAGGAGAAGACAAAAAAGCUUGCAACUAGGUUAAGAGCCUCUUCGAAUAAAGACAACGUGAUGUUUACAGCCGAGUCAUAAACCCCCCGAUGGUUUGGAGUGACUCGUAAGACAGGGUCCUGCUGGUAGCUGUGCAAUUUGCUAAGUUUAUGUACCGGCAAAGUAAAGAAACAAAUUGCCUGGCGUAUUUAGCGCUGGCAAGCCUGGAGGGUUGGAACAGGGGCAGAGAGAGCCAGCUGCCUCCCAUCUCCUCGCUUCUCUGUGGCGGCAACCACAGAGGGUUUAGAAAAGUGAAAGCAGGCAGGCAAAAAGAGGGGGGGGGGAGUCACGUUGGUAUUCCCAUCUGUGCUACGGGUUCCACUUAGGAGCUGGGUUAAAGCAGGCUCGAAGGCCAAUCCCGCUUCUUGCAAGAGAACUCGUUCCCAUAUAUGUGAGUUUGUCGGGCGGUUGCUUUAACCAGUUGCGUGUGGCUGUGUGCUUUUGCACUUGUUGCUACAGGAGGUGUUCAGCUUGCUAGUUUUGCCUCGCCCCCCUUCUAGGGUAGCUCCUGUGCCUUUUUUUAAACACCUGUAUGGUAAGUAAAAAUUGUGGCGCUGCUGCCGCCGCCACCACCACUGGUUCCUCCCUUUUCCCAUCUUGGCUCCAGAUUUGGGGAGCAGAUUUGGCCCCUUGCUCUCACCUUCGCUACGACUAAGGGAGACUGCUACGGCAAGCAGGGCUUUGUGUGGCAGUGCAGACACCACCCUGUGGCCACAGCUGUCUGCAAUGCAGGUGGGUGGCACUGCAAUCCAUUGGUCUGGUUUAUACAUCAGUGUGAAUACCCAUGUGAAACGACCAUGUUUUCUCUCGACAUUUGCUGGGUUUUUCUCGUCGAAGCCUUUGGCCAUGUCCUAUCAUUACUAGCCACCUGGAUGAGGACUAAAAGACUCCUCUAAGUAUAUUUAACGGCAUUUGCUCACAUUCCUCUCCUCUCCCCCUUUCUAUCUAAUACUGUCAAAAUUUAGAUUGCUGCUUCAUGGGGCAGGGACCUGCCUCCUUUUUUUUCUCCUUAAAUCAGCGCCGUAAGGGUUCCAUGUACAAUGAUAGUGCUGUAUAAAUGAUUAAAAAUGUAUGCAAGCUUCCAAGUGUAUCGUGUUUUUAAUUAAACGUUAAAUUUGCAUAUACCUGACAUCCUACAUCGCAUUUCAGUGACUUGCAUUAUAGUAAUAUACUAGUCUGGGUAAAUCUUACUUUGCAUCAUCAGAUUGCAGAUGUUAUUCAGCUCAGUUUUACUCAUGGUAGACCCACUGAAAUUAAUGAGCAUGACUAGGUUAAGUCCGUUAAUGUCAGUAGGUCUACUCUGACUAAAGUUUGUUUGAAUACCACUCAAUAUCAGUAUUUAUAAGUACUGUGUAUCAACAAACAUGAAAAAAAGGAAAUUCUGCCUUAGUAGCAAUAUAAAAGUGCUGAGUUGAGGCAUAGCUUCCAGCAAGCUCCAACACCAACUUGGGAUCCUAAGCAUACAGUGGUACCUCAGGUUAAGAACUUAAUUCGUUCUGGAGGACCGUUCUUAACCUGAAACUGUUCUUAACCUGAGGUACCACUUUAGCUAAUGGGGCCUCCCGCUGCUGCCGCCACACCAUUUCUGUUCUCAUCCUGAAGCAAAGUUCUUAACCCGAGGUACUAUUUCUGGGUUAGCAGAGUCUGUAACCUGAAGCGUCUGUAACGCGAGGUACCACUGUACAAAUCUGCCACAAGGUUCCAUGUUUUGAGCACGAAGCUGGCUGUGAGAAGAGAAACCCUUGAUGUAAGCAAAGCCAAAAAAGUAACACAAGUCUGGUUCAUAGCAGGAAUGAGAACCAAUAGUCUCUUAACCACAGAUGCCCAGGGAGAAGGAUUGUUCCUCUGUCAUGUGGGAGGUCAAAAUUCUACUGAAUACAUUUAUAUUUAUUUUCCUUUCUGCCACAGCACAUCCUUUGCAUGCAGAAGGUUCCGGUUCCAGUCUCUGGCAUCUGAAAAAAGAGCAGGGAACAUUGGAUGGUGAAGAGCUCAGCCUGAGACCCUCAAGGACCACUGCCAGUCAGGGCAGACUGUGACUUGACUUGGAUACUUUAGUUGAGAUUCCUGCAUUGCAGGGGGUUGGACUAGAUGACCUUGGGUCCCCUUCCAGCUCCUUUAUCGUUUUGUGAAAUAACAUUAGAGGGAUACAGCAUUGGGGUCCUACUUGGGACUCCCCAGUGGCAUUGGGUUUGCUGCUGCUGGAUACAGGAUGGUGGAGAAGAUGAGUUUUAGUCUGAUUUGGCGGGACCUGGGGAACCUGGUGUCAUCCUACACUUGAGUAGGACCCUUGCAGAGACACAUACCCAAUUGGCAUGUUCUCUCCCUCCUGGUCGAUCGGGAGCUUCAAAAGCUUUCUUCAGCCCGAACACCACAGCGACCGAUGCCAGCACACUUCGGGAUCCGCAGAGUCUUCGCAGCUUGUGUAACAGACCUCAGCAUUUUGGCUAAUCUACUUUAUUUACAUAGAAACACACACGGAGCACUGCAACAUGGCUCCCUCUCUCUCUAGCAUCGGACAGCAAAGAGGGAAAAAACAAAGGACGAUAGUCCCACUUCACGGAACACAGUAACACAAACAUCCUGUCUCCAUCGCUUCCCGCUCUGUGGAGUCAUAACAUACACCAUCAUACAACUCCCAUGACAGCAAUCACGGAGCAGGAAUUCUAACACGUGGAUGGUGGGCCCCAGCCCCCUUCAGACCCACCCAGCAGUCUGGGAUGAAGGCAGUUGUAGUCCAGAAACAUUUCGUAGGCCUCUGGUGUUCCCAUCCACCCCACCCCAGACUUUGGCAAUAGCGGACUAGGCAGACAAAUACUUUGUAAGACAAUUUUCUGGGUUCAUAUGACCAGGCGGUGAAGACUGCUGUCUAUCACCUCCCCACCCCCCAAUAUGAAUUUAAGUUGUUGAUGGAAGACCCAACAUGCCUGAUAACAGUGAGCAAGGGUAUUUUUCACAGCGGCCAGCCCAGCGCUCUCAAAAUAACCUAAUCGUCCAGCGUGUACAAUGCCUUUUUGGCCACCAGGUGCCGCUGUCUGUCCCCUGCUUUGCCACAGACACGGGGAGCAGCUGUGCCAGUUUCCUGUUCUCCACAUCCUGGCGGAGGAGGGAGGCUGGACUGUUGCAUUAUGGGGCCUGAUAUAGAAACAGGGUUGUGGCGGCUGCUGCUCCUUUUUUUUCUUUUUAAAGUGGGGGAUGGGACUUCCAAAAUCUCAGCCUACCGGAAGGCAGCCUCAUGUCCCAUUGCGCCGAUGUUAAGUGUUACUACAUCCUGCAAACGCAGACAGGGAAUACCGAGAUGGGAAGGGAGUUUUGGAGGGCCUAAGAACUAAAAAUACAAGACUCUGGAUUUGUGGAUCUUGAGUUUAGAGGUAACGUAGCCAGGACUUGCCGCUGAGUGACAAAGCAGAUAUUUAGUAGGUAAAGUUACACACACACACACACACACACAAAAAACAUGCAGAUAAGAGUCAUGGGGAAAGUCAUCUGCUGGUUUUCUGUGAGUCACGUAGCUCUGAAAAACAGCAGCCCUGCUAGAAAACAAAAAGGUGGAUUGCUCUAUCGUGUGUGUGCAAUAUGGAACACCAUAUAUGUGCAUCUACACACCCUACUGGCAAACUGGAGUUCUCCACAUUGCAACAUAUCCCUGCAGUUCCCACUUUUUUCUCCCUGUCCUUGACUGUUACAGGAUCUCCUUUCCUUAGUGGCAGCAACUGCAGAGAGAAGGUUGAGGCCCUCUCUCAGUGCCCACCCAACCCAGAGCUGCCAGAUAGCUACACCACCCCUGUCCCAGCACAAUCUACAACAAAAGGGAAUCGGCCUCGGCUAGAGCCACACGGCAUUGCCAAACAGAUCUUCUCUCCUCCCCUGCCGCCUUCCCCAUACGUGCCUUUUAAUUUGCGAGCCUCUACCAUUUCUGUUUGGCACCCCUCGCUGGCGUUGUGUACUGAGUUUUAAUUGCUCUGACCCUUUUUGGGGAAGCAAUCCCGGUCUGAAAAGAGGGAUGAAAAUAUAACUAUGCAGCCAGGGGCAUGCUCAUUAAUUUUGCCAGGCUUAGGUGCACGCAGCUCGGCUGUGCAGCUGCCUGCUCUGCAGCAGACACAGGUCUGUGUUUAGCUGGCUCCCAAGGUGGGGGAAGGUGGGAGGGGUGGCAGACAUCUACGGAGAGACGGUGGCUGAGAAAAGACUUCCUGGAACUGCAUUCUGCAAAUGUAUCUAAAAGACACUUCAGAUGGCCAGAGGGCCACACUUGGCUUCUCUUCAAAUGCAAGCAGGCUAGCAGCCCAUCUGGAUCAAGAAUAGAUAUCAGAGUAUGACCCACAUAAGGUACAGAGAGUCUAGGGUACCAGACCAGGACUCCUCACCGACAGAGAUGGGUGCUGCUUAUAUUAACACACCUGUGGCCUUGCAGAUGUUGUAGGCAGUAUUCUCAUCAGCCUCACCCAGCACAGUCAUAGACCAGGUGAGCUGUUGUCCCACAGCACCUGAAAAGUCCACAGAUUCUCCAUCUCUGCCCAUGUGGAGUCCUGGUCUUGUACCCCAGCCUCUAAACCUUGUACCUCUAUAUCACUCUAACUGAUGUUCUUUUUAGUGGCUGGCAAGUCCUCUAGAGCUGCCAUAGCUAUCUUGACUUUCCAGAGGCGUAGCCCUUUUAGCCUAUUGCGGCGAAAACAAUGGAGACUUGUGUGGCACCUUAAUGAUUAACACAUUGACUGCAGCAUAUGCUUUAAUGCACUGCAAAAUUUGAUACUGGGCUUUCUCUGAAUUCUGCGAUAACAUAUUGUCAACAGGCAAAAGGGCCUAUUCGUGAUGGAGCACUUGCAAUGAGCACCUUAAAGGAAGCUCCUCCGACCAUCACUUUUUACUCCAUUGUUGGUACAGAACUGGUCUCGAUCUCUCCCCACACGCGUUCCCUCCUUUCUUUAAAAAGUGCUGCUCCUCAUUUUUAACACGAAGCUUUGUGAGAAAGGGCGUUAGAAAAGGAUGUACGCCCAAAUUCAGGCUGCGCAAGGAAAGCGGCAGAUGAAAUUACUGUGUACACAGCACCGCCAAUGUUUAUAGAGAAGAAAACCGGCCCUUCCCUCAGAGGAUUUCCUACUCUCAGGGAAGGCAACCUGUGCAAAGGGGGGGGGGAUUUUUUGGGGUGUGUGUGGACAGGGUAAGCUACAAAUUAUUAGGGCCGCCGGAUCUUGUGCACGCUUACUUGGGAACAAAUCCCGGCUAAUUCGGCAGGGCCCCGAGUAAAUACGUGCAUUAUAGGCUUGGGAUACAAGAUCACGAGGGGGAGGGAGCGUGAGGCGAUGCAGAGCAGGCAUAGACAGUCGAUCCUGGCAGCAGGCGGACGGUGGAAAGACGAGAGGGCCGCCGCCGCCGCCACAAUAGGGCUUAUUGGCAAAGCCCGCAUUACAUCCUGCAGCAGUGCGAGCCCUAACCUGCCCUAAGUAACGAGAGCGCUUCCAGCCUAGCACACACCCCCUUUCCUGGCGCGAAUCUCCCCUGCAGUCACCCCCGCCCGCCUGCAGCCCAGCCACCCAGGAGGAGGGUGCAUGCGCCGUGUUGCAGCCAGCUCUUCCUCCCAGACCGGUUCUUCGGCGCGCAUGCACAGAAGCGCCCUCCGGAGCCAGCGCUGAGCCCGGCCCCUCCCCCCCCCCCCGCUCCCAUGCCACGUGUCCCCAAGCAGCACUUAACCCCACGUGGGACUGGCUAAAGACGAGCCAAUCGGAAGAUUGCCUCGCCCUUGAGCACGUAGAGCAGCAGACCCACGUGCGCAGAGGCGCGGGCAGCAGCCGAACUGCCCUGAACAGCUUCUCUCCCUCUCGUUCUAUCCUCCCCAUCCAUCCACCCACCGCACCCGCACUGCUCUGAGCUGAGCAAAGCUGCCGCGCUUGCUUUUAUAGCCUUUGCCGAGGCUGACGCGAAGCAGAGUGGCGUUUCCAACAACCAAUAGCGCAGCGCCUCUGCGAAGUUGGCGGCGGCUGGGGCCGCUGGGGCUUACAGGGGAACGGGAUGGGGGCGACCGCCGGCCCUAAGAGAAGGGGCCCAAUAGGAGUCGGGAGAGGCGGGGGCGGGAGGAAGAGCGGAGGGGGUGGAGAUCGCGCGGAAAAGCCGGCCAAUGAGUGGGGCCGGUGGGCGUGGCUGGGGCGCCCCUGGCGCCAGCGCUGGGAAUCCCCGUGCGCUCAGUGCCGUUUCCGCCCGGCCUGCUGAGGAGGAGCUGUUGGCUGUUCGCUGGUGCCGCGGAGGGGGAGGGGCCGCGGCCGCUGCUCUGUGGAGCUUGAGCUCUCGGUCCCGCCUGCCGCCUAGGAAACACCGUGGCGCCCAGCAGGGCCUAGUGCCGGGGGCCCGGGCAACGGGCCGGACAGGUCAGCCAAGGCAAAUGAAGAGCAGGAAAAAGGGGGCGUGUGGGGUGAAGAGGGGACACCCGUUCAAAAGGCGGGAGGCGGGUGGGAAAGAGACCCAUGGAGGGGGAGGGGCGGGAAACUUAUGGUGGUGGUGGCGGUGGUGGUGAGGGGUUGCUUCUCGGUGCUCCUUCCUCUGCUCCAGCCCCUUCUCUCACCGCCUCCUUUCAAGCUCCCGCAUCUUUCCAGCUGCCCCGGAACUCUCUCCAUGCAUUCUCUGCCCUGCUGUGGGGGGUUUAGGGGUGUGGGGGGCGGGGAGGGCCGAGAGAGGGAGAAGUACCUCAGCCUGGCUCUUCCAGGAGAAGUGGAGCCUCUCCCGCAUGUCGGAGGGGAAAGAAAGAGGUCACACUCCCUGGCCUGCGCUGGGCACCCCGGGUUCCCUGCACCUUUGGAGGCACCUGGAUGUGAAGAGAGGGGUGCGUGUGAAUGUGUAUACAUAUACGUGUGUGCAUAUAUAUCUAUAUAUCUAUAUAUCUACAUACAUUCACACGCACUCCUCUCUUUACAUCCAGAUACCUCCAAAGGUGCAUAGGUGUGUGUAUAUAUAUUUCUAUAUACCUCCCUUUUUUGUGUGUCUGUGAGUGUGUUUUUUGUGUGUCUGUGAGUGUGUGUUUUUGUGUGUGUGAGAUUGGGGGUGCGUCCAUGAGUGGGAAUCCCCGCCGAGGUCUUCCCGCAGGGAGGGAAGGUGGUGGGACUGUUUUCCAUUUCGCUCCCACCCAUCCCCCACCUUCCUCGCCGUGGGGGGUGCGGGUGAGCUUGCCUGGUGCCAGGCGCUGGAGGAGAGCGGGGGCGUCAUGGCGAACCUGCGUGUCUGGUCCUGGAGGAGGUGGGAGGGAGAGUGGCCUGUGUGUGUGUGUGUGUGUGUGUGUUGUGAGAGGGAGAGAAUGGGUGGUGGGGGAGGGGUGGUGGUUUGAAGGAACCUCUGAAUUCAUUCCUGUUUCGGGUUCCCAGGCAGGAUUCUCUCGGUGCAGUGUGUAUGUGUGCGCGUGUGGAGCAGGGUCGUGCUGGAGGUGGGGAAGUAGCCGGUCCAAUCUUCUGUGGAAAGCCUACUGUGAGAAUGUGGGAAAAUCCCUUUCUGGGACGAUGGCUUCCACUUCAAAGCAGCUGUUUGCCAGGAAAGGGUGUGUGUAUGUGUGUGUGCGUGCGACCGCCCGUCUGUGCUCCUCUGUGAGUUCACCAUUGCCUCCCCUCUGCUUCCACCCCUCCUCCUCCAUGUGCUGAAGCAGCUUCCCCUGAGCUGCUGCUGCUGCUGCUCCUUCCCUUCCCGCCCCCUCCCUUUCCUCGGCUGUCUGCUUCUGACUUGCUGGCUCCUUCAGGCAACGGGGGAGGAGGUGUUUGACCUGCAUUUUCUGCUUUCUCAUGGUGCUUGUGUGGCGAUGGUGGUGCACUUUAAUAAUCCUCUUCUCCUUUUCCCUUGCCUGCUGCUGGAGGCUGCAGUAUGGACCCCCUCCCCCAACUUUUUCAUUGUCUGACGUGUGUGCUCUAUCAGGGUACUUUUUUCGGUUUUCUUGCAUUGAUCUCUGCGUCUUAAUUGGUAACACAGCCUCUUGUAAACACAAUAAUAGUGCUGUGGGCAAGGUCGUCACCGUCUCCCCCCACUCUUGUCUUUAGCAGCUUGUCCUUGGGGUGCCAGUGGCCUGCUACUUGAAAAAGAGCUGCCUCGAACUGAGACAAAAAUCCUUUUUACAGUUUUGGGGAAUGGUUUGUUUAGUAAUCUGGGAAGUGGUUGGUGAGGUUAGAGAAUGUCAGGAGCUUCUUCCUUGUGAACUACCUAGCUGAGAGAGGGUUUGGUCUCUGCAGUUAACCAGUGGGGUCUCCUGUACUUCAGGCAGCAGCCCCUAUGUUCAGGGAGAUUUUUGCAGAAUGGAACAAAACAUGCUACUGGGAUUCCUUUUGCUGAGGUUGGUGUUACUUUAAGGAGAUAAUGGCCCUUGCAGUGUGGCCUCCUGCAGUUUCUCUCCCUGGCCCAUUAUGUAAUUGGAGUAUUUAAGGCUCACUCAGGCAGAGGCUGUGGGCAGCACAAUGAAUUGGUUUUGUAUUGUAGGGGGAUGGGGCCAUGGCCUCAAAACCCAUGAUUUUUGGCAGUGAAGACAUAGGCCUGAUUGCAAAAAUGUUUUCCAAAUGAGCUGUCGACACUUGAGGAUAUGGGUUACAGACUAGACAAAGACGGACUACUUCCUUAAUGGCGUUCAGGACUCUCCCUUUUCACCUAUGAAGGUGACAUCAGGCAGUCUGCCCCCUCCCCCCCUCCAGCUGGCCCAGGAAGUCGGUUUUGCUAGCUAUGUCUUGCAGCGCAGAGGUGACCGAGGUUGUUGCUUUGCUUUGGAUCCUGUGGGUGAACGUUCAGAGCGUUGACAAGCAGCUAAUGUUGGCUCUGGAGCUCUGGUUGCUACGUGAGAAGCUUCAGUAGUGUUGGCUGCUGUCUCCAGGGAAGGACAGAAGCACAACCUCCAUUAGUGCUGCACUUAGGAGAUGGCUGGUUCAUGCACUGAGAGGGGACUCUUCUUUCUGGGGCAUGCAAGCUUUCAACUAGGAUGAUGCAAAUUGAGUUUUCACCCAUCGCUGUCACAGUCUUUGGGACUGCUUUUAGGAUUUGGCCUGAAUAUCCAGGGAUGUCUGUCUCCUUUAUAGCCUUUGCAAUUGCAAGAAUUGAUCUGAUCUUUCUGAAGUGGGAGAUGCAGCACUGUGAUUACAGUUUGUCUGACUUUAGCUUCCCUUCCAGUAAAUCAGAGAGCCAGAUGCUUUGCUUAUUGUUUGUAGGUCUCUUUCCUCCCCUUACAUUGCCUGGGCCCCAUUUGCCUUAUUGACAGGAAUUUCUGCUUUCUGCAAUGGGUGUGUACAGCAGGCACUAGCCUCCUAGCGCUGAGAGGAUUUUCCAUUCACAGAGUGCAGUCAAAAUAUGACACAUUUUGCAAGUGGCAGCAGAGCCCGUUUGAAAGAAUGGCCCCUUCCAGCUAGGUACCUGGGCAAAGCACACAUGGAACUGCUUGAGGCAGGUUUACAACAAGUACACUGUUCCCCGUAUAAUACAACAGUGGUCUAUUUCUGGUGCUUAUAAAUAUCUGCUCCUGCUUAAGUAUUGUGGUGCUUUAACAUACUUGCUUCUUGAAGUCUUACAGUCACCAUAGUCUAAUCCCAUGGUUAAACACUGUGAUGCAGGCUUUCUUAAGGAGACACUGGCAGUUGUAAGGGGAAGACAGAGCUCCUCCUUGACAUUGUCUUGUGUGCUGGAUCUGUCAGGGAGCAGAGUGUUGAGGUGCCCUCCUCUGGUUGGUAAGACAUGGGCAGUUGCCUAAUAUCCAUAACUGACAAUAUGGAGGAGGAGGGGAGCUUUCCUUGCAAGUGCUAUUAUAUGUUUACACAUCAUGUGUGCCCCUCAACCAUGAUUUGAUCCAUUUGUCUAGGACUUAAGUGAUUAUGCUUGCUAAAUCUCUGAUUUGGUUGGUUUUGGUGGAGGCUGUUAAGAUUGUGGUUUUGAGAACCCCUGGAAUAGAUGUUGAACACCCUUGAAAACGUUCUUUAAACACCAGAAGAAUCUGGCAUGAUUUGCCUACAUUAAAGGGUGGCAUUUGUGAUGGUUUAUACUGAAAACGAUGACACUUUAAAAUUGCAUCCUGGUUUCAUAAUAUGACAUUAAUGCAAAAACAAGCUGCAGGGUCUUCAUAUUAAAAAGUGGUUUUUCAAACCUGCAGAGCUGCUUUAACACAUAAGUCUAGGCUGCAACUCAUUUUGGCAGAUUUCUGUUAUGAAGAAAGAUAUUUGUAUUGCUGUGCUAGGCAGUGUUAUCCUACUGUGACUGAGUACAAAUGAUUCUCAUAUUGAAAAUGAUCCUGAACAGUAUGGUAUAUUUGAAAUAUUUCUCAUUUCAAAUAUACCAUACUGUUCAGGAUCAUUUUCAAAUAUGAGAAUUUGUAAAACUGAAAAAAUAACUCAUAUUCCUGAGACCCAAAAUGUUAGGAGCCCUAAUAACCAUACAUGCUGGUGUUCUCCCCUCACACAGUUGGAGGAAUCCUGAUAAAAUUCUUGAUGUUUCUGCGUCUUGAGUGUCAAGGGUAUUAGCUGGUUCUAGGAAAAUGAACGUUUUUGCUAGAAAAUGCUUGACUCAGAUGUUACAAUUUUUAAAAAACAACAACUUUACAGUGCUUUUCUAUUAAUUUUAGCUAUGAUACUGAAGACCACUGUAAACCUUGAAGUGGCUUUUAGAGUGAUUCUGUUGAGCUCAUUUGGAAAUAAUACUUUAGAGUAAGCAGUUUGAUGAUAGCUUCCUAACUGGUUGUAAAAACAGAAGUAAAGCAAUACAAAGAACAGCAGAUAAAGGCAAAAAUGUGUGCCACCUGUUCCCUGCUCCUAAGCAACUGCAGUAGACCCUUGAGCUUGUCAGUGAGCAGUGCCCAAAGAUCUUUAGUAUUCACUUGAAUUUCAUUUCUGAAUACCACUGAAAUGGAGCUAAUGGCUGCAUGUUCCAUUCAGGACACAAACAGAAUUGUAGUGAUAUCCUUCAUUGGCCUUCAACAUGGCCUGGAGCUCCUCUUCUGUAUUCCACAGAAAAUAUUAAACUGUUUUCAAGGCUGGGAUACCCUGUUAUCAGUCAACUCUGUGCUUCCUUCCCUCUAAAUUAGAAGCUUAAGUAUAUUAAGGAACAUGCCAGGGAGCAUGUGGCUUCUGAGUAUCCGCUGGGCCUUUCAACCUACUUGUGUUUGAUGCCCCUUUCGUAGGGCCAUUUCUUUUCUCAUUCAGAACAUUAUUUGGUCACAUCAGAAUUGUUGUUAGAAACUCAGAUUUAUAAGCUAGGGGGCAAAUGGCUCAUUAAACCAAUGUUGCAGUCGCCAAAACGGAAUGUCUAGUUGCUAUUUUGGGAUAAGAUGGCUCUAAAGUCUUGUUUUUCAAAUGAUGGACUGACCGUGAUUGAUUAUUAGUUAAAUAUCUGGCUUGUACAGAUUACAACCUUAAGCUAGGUUAAGAACUUUGAGAACUUUAUCCAGGAACAGUUUCUACUUCUUUUUCUUAAUGGUGACAUGGGCCAUUCAUGAUGUAAGAAUACUGUAGUCUUCACAACUGUGAGCAGGGACGGGGGGGGCGGGUAGGUGAAAAAAAGCAUUUUGGUUCCUGAAAUUCAUUAUGAUUGUGCAGUUAAAAUAUAACUGAUAGAAUUCUACAGGAUGUGGUAUUAGUAUGUGAAAACGGUCAAGAUCCAUGGAAUUGCACUUUUGUCCCCAAUUUCACACCUUUUAUCAAAUGGAAUUUCAGUUUGUAAGUCACGCUGGUGUGGUUGCCUACAUUAAGAUGCUUGGUGCCCUUUGUACAGUUAGGUACAACACAUUUUGGUCCCUUAAGCCCGACUGCAGUAACACUACAACAAUGCAGUUUUGUGGGGAUGUUGACUUGUAGAAAACAUAAGGGCAAUAGAAACCGGUAUUGAACAAAUGGCUUUAAUUGGAAUGGUGUUAGCAAAGAGCUUAUCCUGUAAGGUGGAGGAACUGAAUGAAAUUGAUACAGGUUGGCUACUCAGGUUGAAUAAUGGCUAACAGAUAAGGAACUGGCUUUCAAAGUAUUGACAAUUGAAAAUAAAUACAUAGGGUUUGAGAAAUUGAAGAGUUAGUCAUUGCCCUGGCAAAUUUUACUCAUAUUAGGGGCAAUUCUGGCGCAGUUUUCUCUGAUGGACAGUGGGACUACACUAGUGCAGAAGAGGUACUUGAAUGGAUUCCUUGAGCAGAAGUUCUGGAAUUCAUUUAUUUUGGGGGCAUCCCUGCUGAAGACAAAAACAGUUACUUAUAGUCUCACUUCCUGUACAUCUAAUUUGUGUGACUUUUAAAAAUAGAAAGUUAGGCAAUGUAAGUUUUUACAGUCUUGCUAUGUUCCUCACUCUUCUUUGUGAGUCUGGGUUAUCAGGGUUCUUGCUGCACUGAUGUCCUAUCCCAGAUAAAUGAUAAGGGGUAGCCCAAAUGUUGUGCUUGAAUCUUUUAAAAUUAAGAACCCAGUCUUGAAUACUAUAAUUAGCAAAUAUCAGGCUUUUCAGUUAUUCUAACAGCUGGUUUAACAAAUCUCUUUCAGAGAACAAAAUGGGACUUACGUGGUGGUAGUGCAUUUUCAAAGAAGAAUAUUUUUCAUCUAUCUAUCUAUCCAUCUACGUCUCCUUCUACUUUACUGCUUGUUCGUUAGAAUCAUAGUAGAGUAGGGAUUUCUCUGUUUCUGAGGUAUUUCAGUAUCCCAAAGGAAUGGCAGUCUCUGGCAGUUUCUUCUAGCAUAUGGAUUGCAAACGGUUAGUGAGUGCUUACAAGCCAUCAUAGCGGAGGAAAAUUUGGAAAAAAACUUUAAUGACAUUUCACUAGGCCUGAUCCUUUUUAUCUGGAAGAACUGAGAAAAGUGUACUUCUGUACAUACAGAUGGAUUGAAAACCACAGCUUUCUUUUUUUACCUUCUGGCUAAACAAAACCAGGGGUGGAAGUUUGAAACUUUCCUAACUAUGGAGGAUUCCUUCCCUUUUCCACACUGACAGUAUUCAACAGUUACUUUUGUCCUACUGGACUCUGCUUAGGGGAUAGGACUUGAGUACGUUGCUAGGAAUCUUAGUCAGUGCUUUUAUAGCAUGCUCAAUCAGUUUAUAAUGCUCAGAUUAACUUGUUUACCACUAAAAGAGUUUCUUUUGGCAUGUAUUAUAUAGUGGAGGCUUUUGUGCAUUCAUACUAUAGCCCCAGAUAUGAAAUUUGCUGAAGAGAAUGGAAAGCCAUGUGAAAGCUGCUCAAGCAUUUCUUAUUCUGAAAUGUUUUAAAAAUCUUAAUGCCUUUCUCACUCUGGAUUGAAAGAGUGAAACGGAGCACUGACAAGUUGCUAGUUGAAUACAACUUUAGGAAAUUAUGCAAGUGUGACUAAAAGCAACACCUCAUGUUUAAAGCUGUAGUUGCUGUUGUUGUUUGAUGCGGACAAGUUUACUCUUGUUCGUCCUUCAGGGCCCAUGGACCUCAAGGUGUGUCAGUUAGAUUCUGUUGCAUCCUAUGCCAUGACAAAAUUGUCAGCUAAACCUGGGCUAGAAAAUGGAUGUUUCGAGCCAUAUAACACAGAAAGUGUGGCAUGAAGAGUGCUCCUAGCCAUGUAGACCACUCCUGAGAUGCAGGUCACAAGAACGUUUCUGAAAUUUCAUAGCAUGAGUUCCUCAUUACUGGGAAACAAAAUUCAUUUCUAGGUUACCUAAUCUGAUAACAUUCGAAAAGUCAUAUGUUCUCUAGAUUUGUGUCCUAUGCUGUAGACCUAUGGCAGGCUAUAAGAUUGUCCGGAAAGUAGGUCGUUUUUAGAGGGGCGGGAGGAGGAAACUACACCUUUAACCUCCAUUGUCAGUUUUAUUCUUAUUUAUACUUCCUGCGAACUAUAGUCCAGGACUAAUUUACUAAUACUAUUAGUAUUGUUGCUGAUUAGUACUAGUAAUACUAAUGCUAUAGACCAGUGUAUAACUUCCUUUACUAUGUAUAAAUCAAGUGGGAUGUGUUGUGGAGAGGGGGCAGAGUCAAGAGAAUAUAUGUACCAGCACCAGGUAUUAAAUUUUUUUUUUUUGAGACAGAAGUGGAUGCGUGGUAUCACAUUUCAGUUAGUUUCAAUUUGUUCCUUGUCACAAAUUGUCACAUCUGUGUUACUUCUGCUCUUCCCCUAGAUGCCUGAUGUACUUGAAUGAUCCCUAUCAUCAUUGCUUUCUUUUAAAUAGCCCUUCAACCCUAUGGCAUAGUUCAUGAAUCUCGUGUUGUUUGGGAUAUAAAAUAGAGAGGUUGUGGCUUACCGAAGGUUACUGGGGUCUAAGUUCUUUGUUGCAUCAGUUGAACUGCAAUGUAUAUUGCUGUAGGCACUUGCUUUUAAUAAAUGCUGUAGAACAGGCCUAGGCAAACUCGGCCCUCCAGAUGUUUUGGGACUACAAUUCCCAUCAUCCCUGACCACUGGUCCUGUUAGCUAGGGAUGACUGGAGUUGUAGUCCCAAAACAUCUGGAGGGCCGAGCUUGCCUAGGCCUGCUGUAGAAUAAAUGCUGCUCCCCCUGAUUGCUUGUGGGCUAAAUUACGUAGUUAGUUUUGAAACAUUUUCAUGGAGUGAAGUGGAGAGUUGUGAGAACCCUCCAGUAGUUUGAAUGUAUCUUCCAUUUUUUAAAAUAUAUUUUUUUGGACUCCUAGGGUGCCCUGACCUGUCUGUCGUUGUGUGUUACAGCCUAGGUCAGGCUUGCAUCAGGAGAUAAACUUGAGUUGUGUUCCCAAGUCUGCUUGAAUGCAUGUUGAAAGUCUGUAAACUGUGUCGUCAUGGGAGUUGCCAUAUACCUUCCUGAUAUUUUCACAUCAAAUGUGUUUCAGCGGCAAUUAUGAUUGUUAAGAGGACAGUUGGAGAUGGGGCAGCAGUGAUGGGCCUCAUUUCUUGAUACUGUACUUAGUACCUUGCAGCACAAUUCUAGCUGUAUCUACUCAGAAGUAAAUCCUAUUGAGUUCAAGGAGCUUAUUCCCACCCAGGUAAGUUGGGUUGGAAUUGAAACCUAAAAUUCACAAUAUUACUUGUACUAGUUUUAAGUGAUGCCAACCUUAACUGGACACUUACUUUGGUGUUAAGAGUAGCUUAUUUCGGAUUAGCUUCAAUCUGUUCUUAAUUGACUUAACCUAUGACUGAAAUAGGUUUGAUAAAAUAGAAAUAAUCUUUUGUGCACAGAUUUGUACUAGUUGAACUACAUCAGUUGAUAGUCAGUAGUUUUAAAAACUAGAAUUCUCUUGUAUGCUGAAAACUUCUGUUGUUUUUUUUUAGGUAGGUUUUUCUGUUGAUCUUUUAGUAAAUUUGGGUCACUUCCCAGCUGUGUUAGCUUCACCUUUCUGGAAAAGUCUUAUUUCUGUGAAAUGGGGAUAGUAUUUUCCUCCUUUUGCGAUUUUGUGGUAUCAGACCUUACUUUGGGUGGGCUCAGUGUCUCAUGCUGUGUGUGUCCAAUACUACUAAAGUUAAAGUAAAAUACUGUUUGGAAUUUGUUUACCACAAAACUGCCCCUUACUCUAAUUAAAUAUGGACUAUAAUAGUAUUUUUGUGGUGUAUUCUUUCAGUGGCUUGCUAACAAAUUCUGAAGACAAGUCACUCUUCAGUGACUUGCUAUUGGUGAUCUGACUGUACAUCUCUAUAUGUGGGGAGAAAUCUGUGAAACUGGAGAGAACUUGAGGCUAGAACAUCUGUCCUAUAUCAAGAAUGGGGAACCUUCCACAUGUUGGACAUGAGCCGGAAUGGCUAAUGGUCAGGAAUUAUGAGACCUGUGGUCCCCAAAACAGCUGGAGGGCCAUAGGCUUCCCACGUAGGCAUUAAAAAGAUAAUGUAAUAUAUCUAUAGCCCGGUAAAUUUUAGCAAAGUCCAGUCAGAGGGGUGGUUGCACUGAAAACUUGUCAGAGGCAGAUCUGCAGUAGCUUGUUUUAAGUAUGCAUUGCUGGCUAGUAUACACUACAAAUCCCAACAUGCUGCACUCCACCUUAACACUUAUAGCAUGCUGGGGCAUGACGGUUUCUCCAGUAAAGUCAGGCGUUUAACAGCUCUGUACCAUAUUCAAUCCAUGCCUAGUCUUCAGUUAUAACCUGUAAUAUCUUAAAAGUGCUUUCCCUCCUUUUAAAUGCUAGUUGAACGGUUAACCAGACUGCAUCUUUCAGAAUAGUAGUUCAUAACAGAAAAGAAGAUAGUCCUCUGGCACCUUUAUUGCAGCAUGAGAAUUUGGACACAGGGGUCUAUUUCACUGGGAACAUUGGCAUUUGAAGGAUAGUUUUAUCUACACACAUUCAGAGGGAGUAAAACCCUAUUUUGCAGUCCUAUUACCUUUAUAUUUAAUUAGUGUCUGUUCUGCUUAACUCCUAAUUUCUUAAAAUUAGUUUUCUUGGUUCACUGACGCAUGUCGGCAGCAAGAAACCAUAAGGACCAGGCCUGAGGACUUCUAUUGCACAUUCAGUACAGACUUGUUAGGGUGAAUCUGAUCUACAUCUAUUGUCCAUUUACUUUCAGGUCCGGGAUUUUGAAGUGUUGCAUUUACUAGCUUGGUUUAUAUCUCUUGGGUUUGUUUCCUUUCACCCCAUAAAUGCUGGAAUCCUGCUCUUGGUCAAAAGUCACUCUUAAAGUUUUCUGAGCAUUCUGAAAGGGCCUCUGCACUGAUACAGUUGUAAGUGAACCAGCCUGCUAAUUGUGUUGAUGUUGCAGACCACUAGAAUGAACUGUUGCGAGUUCCAGACAGGGCAGGUAGUUUGUAGCAGAAAACUACCGGGAUAUCUGUAAGAGCGUCAUAAUUUCCCACGACGUGAUCGUUGAAAACCUGUCUGACUCUCCCAACAUUGUGUAAACCCUUGCUCCAGGAAAAAUCGUGUGAGCUUAGGUGUUAAGAAUCCUUCAGUUUUCUGCAACGGCUAAGCUGAAGUGGGACAUUUGACUUCUGUGUAAGCUAAAGAUGUUGAUUAUUGCAGAUUGGAGAUCCUCUUGCAUAUUGCGACUGGCUGAGGAAACAGUUAAUGAGACUAUGUCUGAGAAUGUAGGGAAGUAGAUUAGUAGUAGAAUCUGCUGGUUUUGGAGGCAUGAGAGGAAAUCCGUAGCCUUUUCUACAAGUAGCAGCUGCGUUGCAGCAGCUGAACUCUGUCUAGCAGUGUUGCAGCUCCCUUUCGCCCCUGGAAGAGAGCACUGAUUCUAGGCAGCAAAAUGUCUCCCUUUAGAAUACAGCAAAGAACUGUGGUAAAAUCUGCUUACCUGAGACUCUAGAAAGUUAGGUUUUCUUCUUAGGUCUUUACUCGCUUGCAUGCUUUAGCCUUAAAGAGAAAGAGGGAAGCAGAUGAGUCAGAGCUUUAAAAACUGACAGAGCAGAUGACUCUUGUUUUAAUGUAGGGAUUUUGCUGUGUUGGGGAUGUGUGUGCUAGGUAUGGAACAUGUCAGUGGAGGCAGUGUGUUUGGGGCCCCAGUUGCAGGAGUUGCAGAAUGGAAGCAGUUCCUGAUGCGAUGGAAGCAGCUUCCUAAUACCAAAUAUAGUUAAGAAUGAAUGUUGGAUAGCCAGGCAGGUCUUCAUUAGAAGCAAGUUCAGAAACCUUUUCUCUGGUUUAGCUUUUCUUCAGUACAUUAGUUUCCAUAUUUAUAUAUAUAUAGCUCCUUGAACCAUAUAUAUGAAUACAUUGACACUAAACUAGUAAAAUUCAGAGAUGCAGUAUGUGAAAACUCCCAGACUUGGGAGUUGCUUUGGAAUGAUUUGCAUAAGGAUGAAGAGUUGUGAAGAAUAAGCCUUUGGUCAAGAUCUUCAGAAAUCAAUAACUGGGGAGUGUAAAUGAAGAAUCUGUCCUUUUUUGGUGGGAGUCUCCAGGAAGGGGCAGCAGCACUGCCCUAGCCCUUCAUUAUGAUAUGGUCACUAUGGUUGAAGAUGAUAAAAGCAGUGGGUCAUUACUAUGAUUAACACAAAGUGCAAUGGUUAGCAUGCAGAACAAGUACUUCAGUCAGUAUUGUUAUAAUUAUAAUUAUUAUUAUUAAUAAUAAUUGUUUAUACCCUGCCCAUCUGGCUGGGUUUCCCCAGCCACGCUGGGCGGCUCCCAAGCGAAUGUUAAAAACACAAUACAGCAUUAAACAUUAAAAACUUCCCUAAACAGGGCUGCCUUCAGAUGUCUUUUAAAAAUAAGAUAGUUGUUUAUUUCCUUGACAUCUGCUGGGAGGGCACUCCACAGGGCAGGCGCCACUACCAAGAAGGCCCUCUGCCUGGUUCUCUGUAACCUCACUUCUCGCAGUGAGGGAAUCACCAGAAGGCCCUCGGUGCUGGGCCUCAGUGUCCGGCAGAAUGAUGGGGGAGGAGACGCUCCUUCAGGUAUACAGAACCUCAGAUAUAUAAGCUAGGCACCAAAUGGCUCCUUAAAACAGGGUUAAGUGACAAAAACAGAAAACCUAGUUGCCAUUUUGGGGCCAGACAACUCGAAAGUUGUAUUUUUCAAUACAACUUUUAGUUCCUGAAAUUCAUUCUGGUUGUGCAGAUAAAAUACAGUGGAUAGAAUUCAUUGUUGACAUCUGAAGGCAGCCCUGUAUCAGGAAAACUUUAAUGUCUGAUGUUUUAAAAAAAUUAUAUAUGCUGUAAGCUGCCCAGAGUGGCUGGGGAAAUCGUGAGAACAGUCAAGAUCCAAGGAUCCCCAGGCAUGUACCUCAGAUGAUGGAGACAUCAGUUGCCAUCCUGGUGCCAGGGCUUCUUCAAUUGGUCGCAAGUGGCUGAUAGCCGGAUGCAAAAUAUGCCUGGCGAUUUUCAAAUGCUGACUGCAGUAUGUCGUGCCCAUGACCUGUGAAGCACUUGCUAUUUUAACGAGGGAGUGUUGUUAAUGUUGCUGUGAUUUUUGGAAAGCCUCUCUAAGAUAGGAUAAUUAUGCUGAAAUCAGCAGCAGCAUAAAAUGUAGAUUCUGGAUGCCUGAAAGCCUUGAUCUUCAAUGUUGAAUAAGGGGUACAUCCCAAAAUUAUGCUUCCUAAAAAAGUUUGAAGAGCGGGAAGUGUCAACAUUAUAUUUCUGCGCUAUAAAUUUAGAGCUUUUAAGUUAAGCUCAGACCAUUGUUGAGGUGAGAGGUUGUAGUAUACCAGUCAAGAACAGUCCCUUUAGCAGUUGUUGUCUGUGCACUUCUCCCGCACUGCAAGUUAAUAGUCAUAGGUGUUCCCUUAUUCCAGAGAAAUAGUAACCUGCCCUAUCUUUGCAGUACUAAAUUCAAAAUGAUUGCCUUGGGUUCCCUUAUUUGUUUGGAUUAAGGCUGUUGCCACUUGUUCAUUACAGUCCUGUGCACGUUGACUCAGAAGCAAGUCCCAGGGUCGUCAGUGGAGCUUAAUCCCUAGUAGAUGUGAAUCCGCUGCACUUCUCUCAGGCCACUGGUGAACAAACAGGUAGCCAUACUCAGAUCACCACAGAAUGGGCAGAAAGGCACUUUUUGUCAUGCCACAAUGUCUGCUAGAACCAGCCUUUUUGGGGGUACCUACAAACUCCCAGCUCACACAUUUUCUUUGCUUUCUACUCUCAUCAUCUAGUGAUAGUUCUGAUAGACCUGCAACUCUGCUCUGUAUUCCUUCUUGUUCACAGGAUUGACUGGUCACACUUGCAUGUGAUCUGUCAUUGCUGGCCAAUCUCUCCAGACAAAUCACCUGCCUCUCUCUUGCUAUCCAGAUCACAUAUCCCCUUUCUUGAAACGUGCCAGUUUAUGCAGUGUCUGCUGUGACCUUAAGAAUGUAGUUCCUGACAUGUAAGAAUAGACCUGGCUUCACUUGGUUGAUAGAUGGAAGCCAAAAGUCCUUUUGUUCAUUGUUCCUUUAGCCUCCCUUGAAUGGUUGUUGCUGUGUCCCCAAAGUCGUCAUAGAAUUCUCAAGCAAGCUGUGUUGCAAUUAAGGAACUUCACAAAUUAAGUAUCACAUGCAACCAGGCCUAUCCCUCUCCCUCUUUUUUUACAUUGUAGUUCGGACAUUGGUCUCUGCUCAGUUGGCAUUCUGCUUUGGUUAGCUUCUCUCUGCUUCCUCAGAAGUCAGCAAAUGCUAAAAAACCGUAAUCAGAUCUCAUGUUCGUGGGCCUUGCUUUUCUCUGUUUUAACCACUGAGUGUUUUUUCCUGUUCUGUAGUGAUAUGUUUUGUGCAGUUCCUGUACUAGUAAGCAGAAUAAAGAGGUAAUUCAGACAUUCUUUUGAAGGCAUAGCUAUUUUUAAAAAUGCUUACAGUUCCAGCCUUGCAAUUGCAAGUAUAUAAUAGCUAAACGCAGAGCCUUUGCUCUUAUCAUAGAAGUCUGAGCCUCGGAACAUUUUUAGAAAUUAGGAGAAAUAACAAAAGUGACGUUGGUGAUCCUAGUGUUAGUGGAAAUUUCCAGGGUCAUGGGAUGUAGAUAAUACUGUUUACUAACUCUUGUAUUUGCCUGUCUUUAGUUGUAUGCAUGUACAGAAAUAUGAUUGACAAGGAGGAAAAUGUAUAAAGUGGGUGUGUGGACUAGAGGGAGUGGUGUAGAAUGUUGCCCUUUAACCUAAGACUGGGCAGAGGUGAUUAUUUUUGUGUAGCAAUAUCUGCUCCCCCCCCCCCCCAAACUGCUACUCCCUUAAUACAGCUUUUGGCCUAGUCACUUUCAUUCCAGGGCGGAAGGGUAUCUUCUUGGGUGAUGGGGCCGCUGAGAGCAGCAGGAAGCUUUGCAUUUUUAAGACACAUUUUUUCUCAUGUGAAUAUCUGGCUGGGUGUUUAUCCUUUCAUGAUCUCCAAAGCUUUUUUAAAAAGGUUCCUGAAUUGUUCUAGCCAUGGCAGUGGUGUUGUGUGGGGAUGGUUUUUUACACUAUACAGUUAUGUACUUGCAACAGUUGCACCACCCUUAUACUGUGUAUACAGUGGUACCUCCGGUUACGAACUUAAUUCGUUCCGGACUUCCGUUCUUAACCCGAAACAGUUCUUAACGUGAGGCGCACUUUUGCUAAUGGGGCCUCCUGCUGCCACCGCACCGCCGGUGCACAACUUCCGCAUCCCGGGGCGAAGUUCGCUACUGGGGCAUCUACUUCCGGGCUAGUGGAGCUCGUUACCCGAAACGUUCGUAAGGAGGACGGUACGUCACCCGAGGUUCCACUGUAUGCCUAUUUCAGCUUCUCUGGUUCAGCUUAGGGAAGCUAGUUCUGGCUUUUCAAAUCUGAUUUUAGUGAAGCCUGUAGGUAGUGACUCUUCUUGACCAUAGAGCCUCCAGCUCUGUGAAAAACUGACACUAAUAAACACCUGAAGAGGUCAAUGGCACCUGGCACCAUAGGAAUCGCUUUUGUGGCCAGCAGCUCAUAGGAGUGUUUGUUACUCGUGGAACACACACUGCACUUUCAAGGAGGCUUUCACAUCUUCUCCUUUUGGUGCUCACUGCAGCUUUGGCUUGUAAAGUUUUUGUUGGCAUGAUUUUGAGCCUACUAAAUGGCCAAAAAGACUUCAGUGCUUCUUUGGACUUGGAAACGUUCAGUAGUCUGCAUAGUGCUGCUACAGUGGAGGUCUAUGUCUGACUCCAGAGACAUAAUUUUUGGGCAGGUCUCUGCUUGUUACUGCUUUACAUUAAACCAGUUUAAGUUCCAGCCUUUUGCAUUCCCACACAUGGCUUGUACCACUCCCUGGAGCUUCUUACCUGUAUAUGCAUGGCCUUGUUGAUCAGUGGUGGGUGGAUUUUAUCCUUGUUAUUUUACAAGAACCCCAAGAUCUACCAGCCAGAGCCAGGUGCAAAAGACAUGGAAUUAGAAGUAGAAAACAGACUGCCUGUGAGCAUAUUUUGAGUCUAGGAAUUGAUUUUCAGUACCAGAGCUGAACUGAGUUCACAGUCCUUUCACACAAAAGCCCUGCUAAGCUUUCUUCAUUUUAGCAGCCUAAUUUAUGUGGGAACAGUUGUUUUGUUCUUUAAGAACAAAAAUUGGGAGUCAUUUAAAUCUAUGAUCCGCUGGUAGAUUCUGAUCUAUCUUCUGCCCACUCACAUUGUAUGUAGAUUGUGUGAGAAACCUGGGUUCCAAUUAAGGAGGAUUUGGAAUACUUGGAUUUCAGUGCCUCUUAGCAUUCAUGUGUGGGAGGGGCUAAGCAACUUUAAAAUGGAGCCUCAUUUAGGCAUAAUUUGACCCCAGAAACAGUUACCGUAUUUUUUGCACCAUAACACUCACUUUUUUCCUCCUAGAAAGUAAGGGGAAAUGUCUGUGCGUGUUAUGGAGCGAAUGCCUACGGGUGGCGGGGGGGAUCUGCUGUAGUCGUGAGCAGAGGAUCCAUGGUUCCCCUUCCUUCCCUCCUCCGUGGCUCGCUUUGAAACAGCAAAGCGGGAGAAGAGCCACUGAGUGGGGAGGAGAGAGGGACAGAGAGCCUGCUUGCUUUAAAGGAGCAAAGUGGGAGAGGAGAGGAGCCUUCUCCCCUUAUACGCCUCUUCUUCAUUAUUAGCAGCAUCCUUCUCCACCCACCCCACACGUGCUUCUUCUCCCCUUAAACCCCUCCUUUGCAUUAUUAGCAGCAUCCUUCUCUACCCACCCCACGCGUGCUCCUUGUCCCUUGAGUGCUUUUCCUUCCCUCCCCACUUAAAACGUGGUUACAAAGCAUGGAUCCUCAGGAUCUUUGCAUUGGGUCACCCCAAAUUCACCAUCAGAUCACAUAGCAUGUCCAUGGCUACAUCUUGCACCAAAAAAAUCACGCACCGACUGUUGCCUGGGGCCGCAGUGGUGCAAAAACGUGGUUACAAAGCAUGGAUCCACAUGGAUCCUCAGGAUUUUGCAUUGGGCUACUCCAAACUCACUGUCAGAUCACAUGUCUGUGGCCAAAGCAUGAACCACAAAAAUCAUACAUCCACUGUUUCGUUUAGAAUAUUUGUUUUCUUGUUUUCCUCCUCUAAAAACUACGUGCGUGUUAUGAUCUGGUGCGUGUUAUAGAGCGAAAAAUACGGUAAUUUCUCCCAAAGAUAUUGCAGCAAGCUGCGUGCAAGGCCUAUACAGAUGUGCACAAGCAAUUAACAUAGCUUUAUAGCAGAGUAACUCACCAACAUGCAGUCCUAACUUGUCUGUAGUGAAUAUGGCUACUCAUUUACCUCCCAGUUGUGCUGUUACAUGGUACUUAUACUGCGUUGAUGGUUUUUAGAACGUUGACCCCCAAAAUCAUGUGAGUAAUGAUGUAAACCUGUUUAGGAGUGCCCAGAAAAGGGUUAAAUGUCCAUUUGGCAACCUAUGGACUGGUUCUGUGGCUCCUGAAUCAUACCAGCACCAUCAAGCUUAAAUUUUGUUAUGAGUGCUUCUAACAACAUGUCAGACCCUGCAAGAUGAUGAGAGAGAGUGCAGGAGGGAGAGGGAGUUUGUGUUAAGUAGCUGAUCCCACUUCUCUGUACUGAAAUUUUCCAAACGGUUUCUAGUUUACUGUUCCACCCUCCCUGCCCUCUCCCCACCCCCAUGGCAGCAGCCUGCAAAACAUAUACGAUCAGUUUGAUCGGUCUGAAGGAUCAUUUGCUGGUAACUUUUAAGGGGAGGGAGGAAUAAAAUCAGGUUUAUAAUGGAGGUAGGGGCUGAACCUUAAGUAUAGAGUAGCUGCCACGGCUCCAUAAUUGCUGCACUGUGUCGUGUUGCCAUGGUUCCCAGUGCUGUGUCUCUGCAUGGUUUCUGAGAGUAGGGCCAAGGCAGCCAGUCACAGCAGAGCUGCUGUGUACGUGUUUGGGGAGUUUAGACUUGUACUGACAAGGAAGUGAUUGGAGAGAGCCCUGUGCUGAUAGUUAGGGUGUUAGGAAAGGAUCUGGGUAUUUCCCACCCCAUAUUGCGUGCGUUUUUAUUCCUUCCCUUCCUCCUCAGACAGACCGAGGUGGGAAACAUUAUAAGGCAGCAUAAAUGCUUAGUUCCUCCCUCCGCCGGUCCUCAGUCACGGGGGCAAUGACAUGAAAUGUGGGAUUCCUUCCUCUACCAAAUGGUGGGGUGGGGUAGCUGUGGGGAAGGGAGGCUGCUGCCUUUGGAUUGGCUCGGGCGUGUUUUCAUCAGAGAUCCCUUGGCUGACUUGCCAUCUGCAUAGGCUGUGAAUACUUCUCUCUGGCGCAGACCUUGUUCCUUGGGAUUGCAUCAUCUCUGGGAGAGCAGCCAGGUCCGGAGCACUAGUACAAAGACUUUGUGAAGCAGAUUCAGCCUGUUCUGUCUCUGAAGCAUUUCUCCUCCUUCCUGCUCAUCCUUCCCACAGGAUUCCAGAAAGAGAGCUUGCUCUGAGAGCCUCUCAGUAGGUCAGCUGCCCUUUGGACUCUGAAUCCCAGCUGCUUCCUGUACACCUGGCUGAUGCAAUGUCUGCCUUUGAAAUCCCUGCUGGAAUUCACUCUGGAGUGGUUUUGUUUGCCUUUUCUGGGAGUGGCCAAGCAGGCAGAGUAGGCCUGUCACAUGACGUCCUUGAAUAUAAGAAGCCUGUCGCCAGAUUUGCAGAUGCAGAGCUCUCUCCUUUCCAAUCUAGCAACCGGUUCCUGGCAAAUUUUGUCAGGCAUUGCCUUCUCUUGGUGGCGGAUAUAUAUCAUGUGCACAUUACAGUUGCUAGCAUUGUAAUUGGUAAUUUGCUGUGGCCUCUGUGAUUGUCCUGGGAAUUCGGAAGGGGUUGAUCUGAAUUUGAGUUCCAGUCCGGCUGAGUCUGUUUACUGCACCGUUUUCUUAUGAUUCAGCUGUUUGCAUUAUUUUUCUCCCAAAUGCCAUCUACGUAAAAUAAUUUAGGGAGUGAUACUUUACUUGACAGGUUUGUAAGGAUUCAUAUUUUUAAAAUCAAAGGCCUGCUUUAACUAUUUCCAAUAAGGUAUUUUACUUUCACAUACCCACCACACCACCUCCCACACACUUUGGAUUGAAAAGCAAGGUAUUUAUGAGUGCUCAUCUUGAUGCUUUGGCCCCCUUUAACUGUGAAUCUCAGAAGACACGUGGUGUCACCACCUUUUCAUGUGGUGUUUAUGAUAGAGCAUGGACCUUCCUUGUGGUCAUCCCAGGUUUUUUCACUGUUAUAUCCUGAAUUAGAAUUCUAAUAUCAAGGCUUCCAGACAGUUUGGAGUGAUAAAUUGUGGCCGGAUGCUAAUUGGGGUUGACUGCUAGACUAGAUGAUCCAUUAGUCUGACUCACUAUGAAAGUAUUUCAUAUUGGUCCCUGAACCAUCCUUUUGUGUCAGAGAAAGACUGGGGAAGGCUUUCCCAAUUUAGAGAACCCUCGUUUUCAUUUUGUAAAUGUAGCUUUUUGUCCUGUGGCUGAAAAAUCGUGCAGUGACAACGUUUGAAUAAUAGAAAUAGGAAGCAAAGCAGCAAAAAAUUGAUUGCCCAACUAACAAAUAUCAAUCUGGAUGUUGAAUUUAUAAUUUAAGGGAUAACUCAGGUUUUUCACAUCUGAGACAAUCGAUCACAGUGCUGAGGAUCCAGUGUAGAGUAAAUGCAGUAUGCCUGGCAACAUGCAACUAAAAUAUGUAAAUCAACUGCAGCCCUCUAGCUUGUAAUCUAUUUCCAGCUCAGCCUUCAGUGCUGAAAUGGCUCACCCCCCCUCUUGCUUUUUCAUAUGCUUCAUCUACCAGCUUCUGUUUUAUUCAGGCCUUAUACCCUGUGUCCUAUGAUUUACAAAUAGAAAGCUAUUAAGCACAACCCCGCCUUAUCCACCAACGAGGCAACUAGCAUAAAAACAAAAUUAAAGUGGCUACACUCUGUGGAAUGGCUGUCUAAUAAGAAAAGUGUAGAACAAGCUGAAUGCCCAAAUGAGAACAAAAAUGAGCAGUAAUUUGAGCAAAAGAAAUGCAAGCUGAUAACAAGGGAUGCAAAAGAAGAAUGAGACAGUGCAUCAGUGAAAACACUUAAAGUCAACUUUUUUAAGAACCCUCUUCAAAAUACAUUAGAAGCAGCAAACCAGCUGGGGAGAUUGCUGGAUUUUUGGAUAAUAAAGGAGUUAAAUGUGAGCUAUUGGAGUAAAAGAGUGAGUGCAGAGAAGCUGAAUGAAUUCUUUGCAUCUAUCCUCAAUGCAGAAGAUGGAGUUCAGAUUCUUUCCUGGGUGACAUGUGCAAGGAAGAAUCUAAGGUAUAGAAACUGUCCUGGGUGACAUGUGCAAGGAACUGUGCCAGGAGAGAGAUCUUGGUGCUUUUCAGUAGUAUUUACUGUAGCAUCUUUCUUGAGAGAUUGCCUGAGUUGGGGAGGGGUAUACUGCUUUACAGUGGUUCCAGGCUAUUACUCUACUCCCACACAUUUAAUGGGAUGUGAUUGGCUGAUUUUUAAAUAUCAGCAUAAUGUUAAUUAACUAUUCCUGAUCAUUUUUCAUUCUUGGGGGGAGAGAGUGUUGUGUUGUCUCAUUUUAUUAUACACAUUUAUGUUACAGUUUUUAAAAAAUAUUUUGUAUAUUUUAAUUGCUGUAAGAUGCCAAGUUUUUUUAAUAAAGCUUUUCUAAUAAAUUUAAUAAACUUACAAUUUAAAUAGUGGUUGGAGACAAAUUCUAGGCCUUGUCAAAAGCUUAACAAAUCCCUGGAUCCAGAUGGCACCCACCCAAAUGUGAAAUUGCUGUUCUUGUAAUAAAAUUAUGUAACUUGUCCCUAAUAACAGUCUCCAUACCUGGGAAUUGUGAAGUGGCCACUGCAAUACCAUUUUUUUAAAAAAUCAGGGGAGUAGGGAGAGAUUCAGGAAAUUACAGACCACUUAGCUGUUCUGGGAAAACUAAUAUGAAAAGCAUUAUUAAACACAAAAUCAUCAAGCACUGUUGUUGUUUGCGCCUGUCUUUCUCAAGAGGCAAUGGAGUGAACCUCCGGGGGUGAAGUCAAACCACUGUGUUAGCCGCACUGAAGUGACCUCGCCAGGAUGCAAGCCUGGGCAGUCUGUCUGGAGGUCCUGGGCUGCCCAGACAACAAGACCCUGCUCUCAGCCUCGCUGGUGUGGUCUAAAGAACAGCAGAGCAAUACAUUUGGCACCAGCUUGGCUGCAAGAGUUGCCAGAAGGAGGUGUACAGGACGCCAUCCAACCGCCUUAGGGACUCCACUCUGGAUUUGUGUUGGGUUUACUCCUUAGCUUUUUCUUCUCCUGAAGAUAUCUCACAAGGCAGCGGAGGUUUAGGACCAGAGGUUUCCUUCUCUUAGGACAGAGGUUUCCUUCUCCUAGAUGGGCUACCAUCCCAGGUUGACGAGCCUCAUCCUUUCCUCUACAGCACAUGCAGAAAACGCUUUCUUGACCAUUGGACCCACGGAUGGUCUCAUCUGUUCAAUCUGCCAAAGCCUGUCUUCGCAUUCAGGUGAAGUCCCUAAAUCACUGAGAGUUUGAGACCCAUUGGCUACCCUCAUCUGGUUUAGCCAGCCAGUCGAAGCCAUAUCUGGGGUGUGGCCACUGUCGCAUGCUGGCAGCUUCUAGGAGCCACAGUUGAGAGCUCAGCUCUCAUUAUCAAGCAUAUCGAAGAACAAAUGGUUCUGAAGAAGAAACAGUAUGGCUCCUGCAAAUAUAAGUGCUGCCUGACUAACCUAUUAGAGUUCUUUGAGAGUAUCAGUAUGGAUAGAGUUGAAUCCAGUAGAUGUGUACUUGGACUUUCGAAAAACUUUUUGAUGUGGUGUUAGGAGUGAGCAGUGGUGUGUGUCCCAAGUUUACUCAUCCCACCAAAUUGUUCAGGGAAGCUACCAAAAAAUCAGGGGAUGCAACUGCAGCAUUUGAUACUAGGCCCCUUCCUCUCACUUGCUUUGUCAGAUGCACUAUUCCAUAUGCUAUAAGUGAAUGCAGGGGCCUCUUCUGUGACAUAAUGCCUGUCUUUGUGCUGUUCCAAAACCACCCCAGCUGCUUCGUUCCUAUAGUUGAUAUCAAACUAAGAUCUAAUGUGCCUUGUGCUGGCCUCCUCCUUAGCUGUUUCCCCUCCCUCUGAAUGUGGUCUGGGGAAAAUGAAUCCAGAAGUGUUGGCUUGCAUUUUUGUUGUUUGGUGUUUCUGAAAUUGCUUGUUCCUCUGAUUUUCAUUCUCAUUAAUUCUACUUUAGUAUCAGCUGCACAUGUGUUUCCCCUCUAGAUCAUUGACUCAAUAAUGCUAGUUCUUCCUGAUUUUCACUGUUUGACUCUUUCUUAGUUUCUGUUCAUAUUUGUGUGCUUUCAGCCAGUUUUCAGGACCAUCUCAGAAUGACAUUUUCAGGGCUGGCGUGACAAAGAAUGAGAAUCCUCUAAAAUUGUGUGUAGUUGCUACUUUGCUGAUUUUACAGAGCUAUCAGCAUGGCUGAAGAACCCAGUGUAUUUGGAAACAAGAAUAUGAAGGGAAAGCAUAUGUGGAGGAUGCACAGAUCCGAGGGGGAAAGAAAUUGAGGAAGAAGUGUUGGGAAAAGUGGUUACACAAGGCCUAGAGACUUGGGCAGAUAAGGAAGGUUUGAAUAUGGAGGCUAUGACCCAGAAGCCAAGGAGGCAGUGGCCCAGUUUGCAAACAAUAUUAAGACAUAGUUUUAACACAUGCAGGUGUUUUGCUCCUCGCUCAUCUCUUUCUUGUGCUUUGUGGUCAGAGGAAACAAGCUAGUGUUGGGCCUCAUGUGCAAACCCAAGCUUUUGUGGGCUCGGGGUUUGUUUCUCUCUAAACAACGAUAGGCUGGCCAAGAACAAACCUUGGCCCCUGUUUGUGGUUUGUUUGGAGAGAAACAAAACCAGGGGCCUGCUCCUCAUGACAUGGCCCACCAGACUCUGCCUUGUUUAUGGUUUUGUUUCUGCAGCACACAGUGCAUCCAGGAGCUGGAGAGGAGCAAAGAAUUUGCACAUGUUAAACGCAAGUUCACAGAAUCAUAGAUUUGUAGAGUUGGAAGGGACCAUGAGGGUCAUCUAGUUUGACCCUCUGCAAUGCAGAAAUCUCUCAACCAGCUUGGGACUCAAACCAACAACUCUGAGAUUAAGAGUCUCAUGCUCUACACCAAACUGAACUAUCACUCAACCUGUUCAGUUUAAUGUUAUGUGUCAACCAUCUUGAUCACUGUGUUAGUAUGUUAAAAGUGAAAACUGUGACUGCAGUUUUCUUGCUAGCAUAAUUCUCCCAACUUUUUUUGUUAAGAUGACAGUAUAUUUUGUAAAUAUGUGGCAGUUUAUAACUGUAUCCAAAUGUGAAGAAACUUGGAAAAAUAUAAUUAAGGUUUUUUCUUCUUCACCUUUGCUAUUAUAUAUGCUAGGAACACCCACCCACACCCACACCUAAACCCACACCCCUGCAUAAUGCAAAGUGCUACAGGCCUUAAAGCAAUGUUUCAGGUUCAACAUCUAACACAGACUUUGUCACUACCCCAUUUUAUGCAUUAUUGCACUUGACUUUUACACCCAACCAGGUAUACAGGGCCUGAAUACAGUACUACGCUUCCUUGAUAAUUUUCAGGAUGUGACACCCAGAUUGAAGGGUGACCACUGCUGAUCACAUCACAUCAUUGUUUUGGAUAGAUACACAGAACUCCAAGUUUUGAUAUUCACCAAAUAUUCACCAGUUCUGAUAUUGGAUGUUAUGUGGCUCUGUCUAGGAUACAAGUUAAUGCUGUAUCAUAACCUGCCUUAAAUCUUCAGAGGCCAUUGGCAAUUGAAAUUUGGUUGAUUGACAUUUUAAGCUUGCAAUUAAUCAAAUGACCAUUUUAUUUGUAGGCUGCUUUGAAUUUCAUUUCAUCAUAGGGUGGAAUAUGAAUACCUUAAUAAAUACAGACUUGUCUGUAGCGUCAUAAGUUACCAUCAAACACGUGAUUACAGCUGCAAAUCUAUGUGUUUGUUUGUUUGUUUGGAACCAUAUUCACUGUAUAGGGGCUAUUUAUUCUCUCCUGCCAACCUAGCAGUUCGAAAGCACAUCAAAGUGCAAGUAGAUUAUUAGGUACCGCUCCGGUGGGAAGGUAAACGGCAUUUCCGUGCGCUGCUCUGGUUCACCAGAAGAGGCUUAGUCAUACUGGCCACAUGACCCGGAAGCUGUACGCCGGCUCCCUUGGCCAAUAAAGUGAGAUGAGCGCCGCAACCCCAGAGUCGGUCACAACUGGACCUAAUGGUCAGGGGUCCCUUUACUUUACCUUUAAGAACUGUGUGUUGAGGAUGACAGUAAAAGUUGCACAUGGAUCACUCAGAGUUUCCUCAAUCUCACUGGUGGUAUAGCUUUUUCUUCACUGUCGUGAGAGUCUUGAAGUCACCUGAAUCUACCCUAUGCCAUGUAGAAAGUAAGAUCAGUGUGGGAGACUUGUAUAGAUUGAUGAAACCUUUCAGGAGAGUUCUAAUUCUGAUUCCUGUCCAGCUCUCCCGCUCUUGAUUUACAAUGUGGUUUUCAAAAGAUGCGUGCCCUUUUUGGUCUUUAGAAGAAAGGUGGACAUUAUCACCAUUAUUGGGUGUUAGAAAUGUUUAAGAUGGUUUGGUGCUUUGUAUUGGCUGCAUUAUGUAGGCCAGAGAGAAUUCUAAUGACUGGGCAUCCUUCUGCCCUGUCUGGGGCUCAAACUAGACUGGGAGCCCUGCCCCCUUCUUUUUCAGAAUUCAGAGACACAGCUCAUGAGAUUCAGCAGAAAAGGAUUAAGCCCCCACAGAGCAGCCCCUUUGGUUUGAACCCAGCCUAGUCCAGCGGAGGGGGCACUGAGCUUCAUUGUCUUAUUGUUUUUAUAGACAAAACGUUCCAGCCGGCUCUUCAUCUUGCCUCCAAAGUCUCAGCCACAUCGGUCAGAUGGGAGUGAAGGAUAAAGGGAGAUGGUUGAAACAAAGAUUGCACUAUUCUGUUGCUCUUGCAUCCUGAAUGUUGAGGCAGUUUCAGAUUUGAUCGUCAUGGAGUUGAUUUAUAGAUGGCAUAUAUGUCUGUUCGGGCCAUUUCCAUAUAACACUACCAGGAAAAAAUUGAUACUGCCCUCUCUCCCUUGAACAGAUCCCCAGAUCAAGGCAUCAAGUAAUUUCAGUUCCUGUACAACCACAGCCUGGUUGUACACCUGCCCUGGUGUUGUUGUUGUUACUAGAGAACCUCGUUGUGUUGUAUGGGUGAGACCUUCUCCUUAAUGUUUGUAGGGCUGCAUGAGUCAGCCUAGUGGCUGCUUCCAGUCUCUGCGUAAUCCUCACUUGUAAGAUCCAAAACAUGUCCCCGCUCUUCCAUUUAUCAAGCCUUGUUGGCUCCCAUUUUCUUUGUUAUUUCUGAUGUACUUAGUUUUGUGAGUUCUUUGUUCAGGGGUCAUAUUGCGUUGGUAUUGGGUUCCAUGUCUAGCACAUUGUUGGUGCUCCACUAUUAAGUAGCGAUAGCGUUGUGGGCGAAAGCAACUAAAUUCUCCUGUCCUUUUCCAUUACUGAAGUUCCUCCUACGAGAUACUGUCCAUAAUUAAGCUGUUGUUGUUUUUUCUUAAUUAAGGAUGAGCCUUGAUGUUCUUCCUAAUUCCUUGCGAAUCUGGCUUAGGGCUGUUGGACUAGAAACAGCAGGCCUUUCUUUCAUUGCGUGGCCAGUUCUCAGAAAGAACCAGAAGGGUGCUUGCCAUUCUGUGUGGCAGCACGUCUGAACUGUCAUUCAGUGCAAGCAAACCCAUAUUUGGACUGUUUGGCAAACCUUAAAGGAACCCCUGAGAUUCCCAUGCUCUUGCCUGUGAAUAAGUGGGGCAAAACCUUGUUUGAGUACCAGUGCAGACCACAUUCACUGCUUUACACAGUAGUGAGCAUUCCUGGACAGAAUGGAAGACUCCAAAGACAAUCUGCAAUUGCAUAUUCUUUUACCUCAUGUGUGUGUAUUCAGGCACGCGUUCACACACAGGUUCUAAUGUGCCAGGUAAAUACUUCCUCUGUAGAAAUGUGCAUGUGAUGUAGCUCCUUUUAUGGCUGCAGAUAAUGCUAUUAACUGCAGAAACAUUCUGAAGAAAUUUUCCAGCCCCUCCUAGCAAGAUGUGAUCCAUAUUUCUACACCCUCUUUCAGAGGGGAACAAUUAAUAGCCUUUUCUAGGCUUACCUAUCGGUGAAGUGAUUUGAUACCUGAUGGUGCCUUGCUCAUAGGGAGCGAUGCAUGUUAAGUUCUGUGCCUUCUGCAUUUAGCCCAACCUGUACUAGUAAUUAUUACAAAGCUUGAAUGCUUGUUUCCCACACAAAGAGCUGCCCUGAUGGCAUGGCUAGCCCUGAAGAAUGGGAAGAAAGUGCAAAGGAACUAGGUCAGAAAGAAAGUGCAACAUUUAUUUGCUUCUCCCACAUUCCACCACGAUCACAUCACAGACCUCAUCCUUGCAUAUGGGUAAUUUGUGGAGGUAGGAAAGUUCUUGAAAGGCUACAGUGGGCAGCAGCUGUUCCAAGUUCUCUGUAAUAGGAAUGAACAGAUUGUUAAUUAGUAAUAUGUCUACCAUGGGCAAAGAACCAUUGGUUUCACAAAAGCAGUUUGUGGCAAGGCAAGGUGGAUAGUCGACCAUUGAACCCUUUAGAGCCAGCAGCACUUACUGGUGAGCUUUCCCACCUACUUUAAUCCACAAGCUCCUGCUGCCCUCCAAGAGUUUGGGAGUAAACACCUCCCACAAGCGAUCAGUUCUGCAGGUACAAAUCUAUUCCCAAAGGAUAGAGCCCCCCUGCACAGCCCCAGAUACACCUGCAAGGCACAAACUAGAUAUCCUCUCACUUACUGGAAGGCCUUGAGCUCUGUUGAGGCAGGUUCAGACAGGUUGCAUGUAGGCCGAACCAUCCACUGCAACUCUCACUUCAUGCUCCCUUCCUUACUUAAGUCCCCCCUCCCCCAAGUUGGCCUUUGUAUCAGGGCUGCUUCUCAUUCUGUACUUAGUUGCAGUUGAGCGUAGAUGCCGGAUUACAUAGCAUACCAAAUCUGAAUGGUGGAUGUGUGUGUUUAGUUACUUGUCUCUGCAAAAUAAAUGAAAGAGUAGGGCCCGUUCCUUUCCUGGUAGCUGUUUCUCUGUAUAUUUCCAAGUAACACAGUGGUUUAAAUGUCCACGUUGUGUUCAGGUCUGAAGAGAGGCAUAUGUACUGUAUGUUGUACUUUAGUACCAGAGUACAAAACAGAGAGAGGCACGGCCUUUGGGCUCAUUACUUCCUUCAUUGUGCAGCCAUCUGCCUUCGACUGUUCCCCCUUUCACCACCAUUUCAGAUGUGCCCCUUUCCCCCCUGUUCCUCUUGUGUUAAACCUUGUCCCAAGUGAGCAUGAGGGAUUUGGGAGAUGACUUUGCAUCUCAUGCACAUCUGUGAAGCUCAGGAACUGGAUUUUGGCACUAGGGUUGUCAUGAGGAUCAUUCUGAAAUAAAUCAUUACAGAAAUGAAUAAAUGCCUUCCGUGCUGCUUUCUUUUCUCAUUGGCUGCUCUGGGAUUCUAUCUCAACACACACACACACACACACGUUGUGCUCUGUCUCCCCUACUGGCAGUUUUACCCAUGUGACCGUCUUUUGCAAGACAGGCCUGCGGGCCUCUUGCCUGUGCUUGGCAUUCUCUUUUAUGGCACGAGGAAAUACCUGCAUGUGAACCAGGUGGCCAUAUUUGAGAGGAGAUUAUGUAAAAGUAAUGCAGAGGCAAGAGACAACACGCACCCUCUGAAGUUUCUCAUUCCUUCCUUCAGCCCGCACUGUCCUCAACUUUAGGAUGGUUUUGCAGGCAGGGUGAACCAUAUGUCUGUGGCAAUGAUACACAAAAAUGCAGUGCAUUGUUUCUUUUCCCCUUGGCAGGUUUCCCCAUGUCCGUGACGUGUUGGCCGAGGCUCUGCGGCUGCUCCCCGCCCUUGGAGCCGCCAGUCGCUACCCUUUGGACUCCGUGAUCCCUGACAAACGUCAUGAGCAUUGCAAUCCCUCUGGGAGUCACCACACCAGAUACAUCUUAUUCAGAUAUGGCUGCUGGAUCCGAGUAAGUUCUGCCUUGCCUGCUAGCGUGUGAAGGGCAUGGAAUCAGGCCUCGGUGUUCAGACUUGAGCUGUCCUGCUGAGCCCGGGAUAGCAGGGAGUAAGCUAGCUUUGCAACAGAUAAACCAGAAAUCUGAGGUGGUAUCUGGUGCACACAUUUGAUCGCGACGGAACACCAAACAGAAGCACUUCCCCCUUUCCCUCAAAUUGCGUCCAAGAAGAGGCACUGUCUAGAAUACUGCUUUCCCAGUGAUCUUUAAUUCACACCUGUUGUAUCAUACCUUGGUUGAUAGGUAUCUUGCAAGACAUGAGCCCUGACGGUACUCUUCUUUUCCUCUCCUGUAGCCUAAGUUGCAUGGUGCUGCUGAUACAGAUGGCUGUGUGAUGUGGGUAAGGAGGAUCUUUCAGGCAUCGGGCCUCUUGCCUAUCUCAAACUGUUAAGUAGAUUUUUCACCCCUUUAGUGUGGCUCUUUUCCCGAGGGAGGCUUGUAAGGUAGCUUGUGGGAAACUUCCUGCACCAAAACCCAAAUGAAGCGUCUACACUACAGGAAGGAAGAUGCCUGGAGUUGAAUUGAUCGUUGAGCUUAGUCAGGCACGGAAAGAGGGUCACGCCUUGCUGAUGCUGUUCUGUGCUCCUGCACUUGUCUUCAGCAGUUUCUCCCAAGAAUGGAGCACUGUGAAGGGCCAGACACACUGUUUGAACCACCUGCUUGACAGACUGUACUCAGGAGACACUGAAAGCUCUGUGUAUCUGGCCUCUGUUUGGUGGGCUUUUGUGAGGCGCUAGCAUUCAUGAAACACUCCUUUUUCCUGCAUCUUUUUGUGUAUCUGGAUACACGGUGUAGUAUAUCGUGUCUGGUUUUGUUUCAUACCACGGACCUGAUCAGGCUUUGUUGAGCACCUGUCCAGCUCAGCUUCAAUCAUACUGCAUCUGGAGUAUUCCCAGCAAAUAAGCUCACUACAAAAUAAAUGUCCUUUACUUUGUUUCCUGUCUAAUGUUAGAUCUGUUCUGAAUAUACGUCUCACUUCAUAGCUAUUUCUGUCAGGUCUUCUUGUUUUGAUGACAGUUUUUUGUGUUUUGUUUUACUGGGAAUGUUUAGGAUCACAUUCCAUGAUACUGUCAGGUUGCAGUGGCCUUGCGUUCUGUCUUCUUAUAUAUAGAGCCCUGAAAAGGCUGUAGCUGUUACCCGUCCUGUCCUUGCCCUCCUUGGGAGCAUGGAGGUAGAAGCAGCUAUGUUAAGAUUGUUUCAUAGCACUAGACUUCAGAUGCAUGUAGGUAAAGGGUCUGCCAGUCAACGUUUGCUCUGCUAUCAUGUGCCACCAAGCCUUCAUGGCCAAAGAGUAGCCACAAUUUGAAGAAGGGUCUCUGCUUGAGUUGUAUUAAUUUUCAAGCGCAAGCUCCAGGGACUUGGGAUGCAAAAGUAGAAAUGGGCAUGGAAAAGCUACUUUUGUUAGUAGGGUAUCAAGAAAGGAACACAUUGAUUCAAGAUUAAGCUUCUAUAGGUAGAGGAGUUGCUGGUUUUACCAGUCCCACUGUUUUGAAGAUCUCUGUAAUUUAAUGUAGCACAACAGAGCAGUAGUUAGGAAUGAGGAGUUUGCGGUCAUCUUGGAGAAACAGGAGUUCCAAUAAGCAAGUACCGUGUGGCCACCCGUCCUCUUCCUGGCUGUAGCUUUUGAAAGUUGACUGCAGUUGCAGAAAGGACAUUUCCUGAACCAUAUCCCUAAUGCGUGCUUGCAGCGGCAGCUCCUCCUCCUCUUAGUCCUCCCCCCUCCUUCCAAAGAGAGCAAUUUCUCCUUCUGGCAUCAAGGCUUUGGCUUCAUCACCUACGCUUUUCCUGUUUCCUUUUCUAUAACAAGGACUCCCACAGCCUUUCACUAAUUGCCCAUUUUGUACAGUACCGUAUUCUGAGUUGAUUUUUUUCUGCCACCUUGUGGUGGAAAAUUGCAAUUUUCGGUCAGUAAUUAGUUGGGAAUUCACCGCAUCAUCCUACAAGAAAGCAGGGUAUCCUGAAUAUUUUAGUUUGUCCGGAGUUCCUUCCGAUCCAGGUCAUAGAUAUUCCUGUAGCUCUUGGCCUAUUUUUGUCGAGUACUCUCAAGAGCUCCCAUCACUAGAAAAUUGUGUCUCGGCUCCUAUCUGUAUUGAGUAACUCAUUGCAUUUGAAGCAGCAGUAUGUAGACGUUGUGGCCUGAAAGGUAUUCCCCUUUAAAGUCUGAGGCUGUGGCGAGGUGAUCUCAAAUUGCAUAGAGUUGAGUGGGGAUCAGGAGGAGGAGCAAAUCCACGAAGGGUUUAAAGUGAAAUGAACAGCUAGCAGAAUAAUCCAGCGAGCAGCAUUGUCAGCAGCUUUUUCCUUCCUGUUGCCUCUUGCUGAAGCAGGGUUGCUCGUAUUGCUUAUCCGGGAUGCCUCAUUUUGAGGCAGCUGCCAGUCACUCGCCCUUCCCUAGCCCCUGCUUUAUGCAGAAUCCGGCCUUCAUGGAUUCCAUACCUCACUUGCCCCUCAGAAAAGGUAUGUCCAUUCUCGGCCGGAUAUCUGUGUGGCAUGAGAGAAAAUGCUAAGACCUGGCUAAUUUUUUUUUUCAAAGAACCACUUCCUCUACUGAUUGGUUCUGCUCUUGGCCCUUUCUGCAGCCCAGAGUCUGUGGAAGCUAGCCCAGCUGUUGGUGAGAAAAAUGUGUAUGCAAGUCAUGGCUACGGGGCCUCCCAGAGGCACAGCUACCGAGGGCUGCCUUAUGCAGUGAGUACCGUCUCUCUUAUCUGCAGCCGACUCAUCUAUUUUACCCAUCCCCUCUCCCUGGCUUGUGCAUGAUUGAGCUGUAUAUCUUCUUUGAGGACGGCAGCAUUGCCAAGUGACACAUGGGUACUGAAUUUCUAGCCCCGCGUUUGUGUUUGUUUAGUGCUUGCAGACAACUUACUGCGAAAGGGAAGUAUGGGACUAGAACAGCCUAGUAAACAAGCCCACAAAGUUACUGCAUUUCCAGAAAAUCAGCCGGCAUGAGAACAUAGGCUACCCGCCUCUUAGCAAGACAGUGUUAAAAGAAAGCCUUCUGCCGAGGGAGCUGGCGUGGUCUACCGCUCUUCCGCCGUGUGCCAGUCACAGAGGAAGGGCCGCCUUUCCACUGUGACCAGCACAGAAGGCAAACUGGCUGGUGGAGGAGGAGGAGGACAGAGUGAUGGGCCUGUUCGUUCACCUGCAUUGAAUUCCUGGCCUCCUUUGCCUGCCGAGUGAGUUGUUAAAUGCAAGCUUGGACUAGAAGGUGAGGGGGGCAUCUCUUUUUCCCUUUUUGGUCUUUAGCACUGACUGCUCAUAGAAACUACUACCUAGGGUAGACCUACCCAUUGCAGGUAUAUUUUUCUAAUGAAGUUCCCCUCGCCCCUCCCCCAAAAGUGUAUUGAUAAGCCCCAGUAUUUUGAAAGUUGAAAGCAUAGGUUUCAGAAUCAAGCCAGUUUGAAAGACAGCUUGCAGUUUUUCUGUGCUUAACAGUGCAGAAUGCUUGCAUACACAUGCAGGUCUCUGCCUUAAGAAAAGCAAGAGGGACCUGCAAGGAAAUGUUAUGGUGUGGAGUGUGCUGGCUCAGGUUUUCAGCUAUCCCAUUCCAUCGUUUUUCAUUCUCCAUCACCGCCACCCUGUCUACACCUGUCAGCCAGCCAGUAUUUCGUGCCCAUCGAGAAUGCUCAGUCCUCACUGGAUGGUUUGGGGGCAUUUUCUCCAUUUUGGGGGUUUGAGGAGGUGGAGUGGGUAUACUUAUGCUGAACCCCAAACACAUUAAAUUAUUGAAUUUCUCUGUCAAUAUCUGUGAGCAGCUCUCAUUCCAAACUUGGGGACAGUUUAAAAUAACUUCUUUGAACCAGAAAAUGACGUAUCCAGACAUUGAGAUGCUUAUUUCUACCCUAUACAUAUGCAUACAUGUUUCUCUGUCUUCUGGUUCCAGACACUCCAUUCUCCCCCUGCAUCCCACCCGGUUGCCAUUUUCUCCCCUUAGUCUCCACAUUUUGCGCCUUGAAGAGAUAGCAUAGAGCUGUUUGAGGCGUUUUCCCUGCAGAUUUUUUUUGGUACUUGUUGCAAGCCCCUGAUUUCCUCUGAGACUGCUGGUACUUCUUUCUUGUGUGUGGGUAGUGUGGUUUUGUUUCCAUUAGCACAAGCAUAGGUAGUUCAAAUCAGUGCUAGUAUAUUUUGCUAAGACGCCUGGAUAUCAGGGCUUUCUUUAUCUGUGGUUGGACUGAGAAAACAAUCGCUCCGCCCAGUUCUAGAGAGAGUCCAAAGUUGUAGGUCCUUGCUCUGUUAGCCAGAGUUCCUGUCGCUCCUCAAAUCUGUGCAUGUGGUGGUGGGUAGGUUUUGGAAGUGUCUUAGGGCUCACAUGUUGUGUAAAGUCAUGCCUCUUGCUCUCCUCCCCCACAUUCAGAAUAGAACUGAUGCAAAUGUUUGUUUUCAGGAUCAUAAUUACGGAGCCCCUCCUCCUCCGACCCCUCCUGCUUCUCCCCCUGUCCAGACCAUCAUCCCUCGUGCAGAACUGAAUGGCCUACACUCUCAUGAUGAGGAGAAUUCUGGGGACACAGAGAGUUCUUCAGAAGCAGAGUCUAUUCCUAGCUGGUGUCACUGUAGUCUCUCCCAAGAUGGUUUCCUCAUCAAAUGUGAGAAGUGCAGGUAAGUUCUUGCCUGUAGGCAGCCUCAUACAUGGGAAAACGAGGGGGGUGGGGAGAAUGUUUAAAGAGGCUUCCUGAUUGCUCAGUGGACCAUUUUCUUUACCUUCAAUUGGUCACUGCAGCAAAGGAGCUGACUUACACAAAAUCAACACGCACAUUUUCACAAUGCAGGAGCCAAAUCCUGCAAGUUCAUCAGAUCAAAUAAAUAGUACCAAUGUCAGAUUGUCUAAAAGUGAUUUGUUUGAGCUGACCAAAUGCAGUUGGUUAAAUAAUCAUACCUUAUGCUCAGUGGAGUGUGUCUGAAAGUCUCUAUGAAGUUAGGUGCUUCUAAUGCAAUGGUGAAAGAGUAAUAGCGAAGGAGAGGUGGAACUUCUUCAGCGAUUGGCAAGCAGCAGAAGGGGGCUUGGGGGUCAUAAGGAACAUGAGAUCUGAUGUCUUUCCACUUUCCUGUCCUUCCAGGCCAUCACUGGUCCAGGGCAUUUCAGUGGCUCUGCUUUCACACAGUGUAGGCUUAUUUCCACACUUACGAGGGCUAAGAAUGUGGUCUUUCUGAAACUUGAAAGAUGGGGCUCUUGAGAACAUGGGUAUUGCACUGGGCGCACAGCCCAUUAUUUGCUGGAGCGAUGGCCUUGGACGUGAAUAUGUGAAGCUGAGACGUGGCCAUUAAAUUCAUUUUAACUUUAUAUAACACUUUAAUGUCAGGUGACCUAGUGUUCCACUGAAGACCUGAGGUUAAUUUAUUUUAAGCAAUAUAACUUUUAAUAAUGCCAACUUUGGGUUUCUGUUGCCCUUUUGCAGGGGGCUUAGCCGAGGGAAAGUGAUCAGACUUCGUCGGAGGAAGCAAGACAACGUGUCAGGUGAGUUAGUGCCCCCAGGCUCGCGGGAUUUGAAUGAACGGGUGCCCUGAUGCAGUGAGAGUGCUCUGUGUCUCAUUGCCUCUCUUUGUCAUCUUUCCCAGUUUACCUGAGAUCUCAAGAGUAUAGGGUAGGUGCAUUGGAAGAGCUGAAGGGGGCAAGCGCAAAGCAAGUUGCCAUUGUGAGUGGAAGAUGAAGGUUCCUGGCAGCCUUUUUGGGGAGAAGAGUGCAAUGUUAACUCACCGGGGUGGGGCGGGGCAGGUACAAGUUUUUCCAGAACAAAGGGGAAGUUGCCAACAAGACGUUUUUCACGGCAGGCGGGGACAGCAGUGCAACUGAGAGCUGGGACGAGGAGCUCUCUCCCUCCACAGUGUUGUACACUGCUACACAACACACCCCUACGAGCAUCACUCUGACCGUCAAUCGGGUCUGCAGAACCAAACCCAAAAAGAGGAAAAGAAAUACAGAGAGAACUCGUACGGCACCAAAAGCCAAAAAAAUCAAGGUAUGUCAAUAGAUAUGGCUGUCGGCGACUCCAGCCAGUUAACUAAGUAAGCGUUGGGGAGGAUGUCUGGCCGUUUUCCUCUAAUCUCCUCCUUAUUGGUAUGCAGCCUUCCAUAUCAUGAUGAUGAUCUCCUUCUGGGUUUUUUUGUGGAGUGGGGUGGGGGGGGGACAGAUGCCGUGGACAAAACGAACAAGAACAGUGACAAUGUGUUCCACCGAUGCCUGAAGUGGAAUUGUGCCACCAUGCCCACAGCUCAGGCAGGGCUGCAACUGUGGGAAAAGGGAGGGCUUUUCUGACUGCUUAAGCAGUCGUUUGAACAACAACAACAAAACCACACCAACAACCCCAAAGGACUCUACCUGCAUCUUACUUACGGAGAUACAAAACUAAUAUUAUUGAAUUAGUAAGAACUAAACUGAAUUCCAGCAUUCUAGCCAAUCAGCAUCAAGUAAAAAAAUGAAUGCUAAGCAUCUGCCACUAAAUAAGAACAGCAAUAGUAUUUUAAUCAUACAACAUCAAGAAAUGACUUGCAUUUAAUUUUUUCCAUUUCAAAUUGACACCCCCCCCCCAAUGCUUAUAUGAUCUUUGGUUCCUUUACCACACAAUGUUCAGACUUCAGAUAUAGAGACCCAUGGGUGGAAAACUGGGGGUUUGGAUGCAGCAAAAUCUGGCUGAUAAAUAUUGUGCAUAUACAGAAGAAUUGUUCCUACAAAGCAAAUUUGUUUAUAAAAGUUACUUUUUGGUUAAUAUUCUACACAUUUUACAUGAUUCUCUCCUGCAUAAGCUAACAAAAAUAAUGCAUAUUAAAGUAAUUCUUAAGCAGUAGCUCUCUUCUUACUUAGAAGGGACUCUGGAUACUUGGAAGAGUUUUUAUUUGGGAAUUUCGUUUUGCUGUUUGAUACCCACAGAAAGAUUUUAGGGUGGCAUAACUGUGUAUAUUCUGCUGUGGUUCCUUUGCUUUUCUUUCAGAGCCUGUUCUUUGCUUUGUGGAAGUGCUAUUUGGCCAAAGCUGCAACAAUCCGUGCUUGUCACCUAGGGAGGUUCUGGAAAAGGCAGCCAACCCUUUAGGGAGGUGGGGGAGUCUACCAUUGAAAGUACACUAGGAUCAGUUUUUCUUCUAAACCUUGUUGCAGUUUUGCAGCUGUGCCUCCUAUUUAACAUGAAUGAGCACAGAUUUAUGGGGCAAAAAUACUGAUGGUCAUUUGUCUUACUCUUUCAACAGGCUUUUAGAGAAGGUUCACGGAAGUCUUUGCGGAUGAAGGUGAGUUAAGCCACAUACCUGAUCCCAGAAUAUAGUUUCAUUCUUGUAACACAAUUAAUGACUCCUGGUUUUGUUAUCAAGGACUACUGAGCCCAGCUUAUUGGUCAUCAGCAUGUAUGAAACUUCAUGGUUAUCCUUUGACCCGGUCCAAGAUGGUUGUGGCAUUAUUCUUGAGACAGGUGCACAUUUAAAGGACUUUGGUGUGCAAGGCAGGGAUGUUAAAGAGCAGAGACGUUGAAGGGCUCAUUAGUUUUCUAAGCGAUGUGGUUGGAAUGGGCUCAAGUACUGUUGUGCUGGUUACCUGAGGCUACUUGAGUAGAGACCAGGAUGGGAAGAACUUUGAAAAUGCCACAAAAAAGCUGGCUGAGAACAAGGACCACACAGAGUUAGGUGGUUAUUUUCCUAGUUAUAGGCUGCUCUGUCACCACAAGCAGCCCCGGUGCUUUUCACAGAGCCCUUAUGCCGUAUAGACAUUGAACUGACUCCCUUUUGGUGCAGAACUCUCCUUCAGAAGCCCAUGCCCUGGAUGAGAAUACGGCAGAGGGGUGGGAAAACCGCAUAAGGCUCUGGACCGAUCAGUAUGAAGAAGCCUUCACUAACCAAUACAGCGCGGAUGUACAGAACCUCCUGGAGCACCAUCUAAAUGCCAGUAAAGAGUUUGUGGGCAAGGCGGCUGUGCUGGACACAAUCAAUAAGACAGAGCUGUUCUGUAACAACACUGUCAUUGGCUCUCAGAUGCAGGUAAACAAGUAGACCCCAAAGUGGCGGUAGGCCAGUUGGCUGCAUGCCAGGGUGGUGGGUCAUUGAUAAGGCCCAGGUUUGAAAGAUGCUCUUUUGCCUCUAGAUGCAAGCAAGCUUAUACAUAGGGGAGAGCAGAUAAGGUGAAGCUCGGGGAGGUAUGAAACGACAGUCCUUCUCUCCCCGUCCUCCUUUCCUGGCUCAUUAGAUAAGAUUCUUUUCAGGUAUAAAACAUUCCUGGUCUGGCCAGCAAUGCUACCUUGAGCAUGUCUGCUACUUCAGUUCAUGCAUUCUGGUAGACAAUUAAAUAUGGCCAGUGAUCUCAGACCCUGGUUGCUCAGCUGCUUUUAACAAAUGCAGCCAUACACAUGGACCUUCCCUCUGCGGUGUGGGUCCUAAAUUCUCUCUCUUAACUUGGCAGCUGCAGCUAGGGAGAGUGACGCGGGUUCAGAAGCACCGGAAGAUCCUGAGGGCGGCCAGAGAUCUGGCUGUGGACACUCUUAUAAUUGAGUAUCGUGGGAAAGUGAUGCUGCGGCAACAGUUUGAGGUCAAUGGGCACUUCUUCAAAAAGUAAGAAUGCUGAGCAGUCUGAAAAGUGGAACCGUUUUGGGGGCUGGUGCGGGUGGGAGGUUCCCCACAAUCGAUCGGUUUUAGAAAUGAAUAUGCGUUAUGCGGUGGUGCGUCCAGCGCUCCACGAAUGCCUUGUAGGCUUGGCUGUGUUUGCCAUUAAGGUUACAAGUGCUGUUCUUUCUUUUUUAGGCCGUAUCCCUUUGUGCUGUUCUACUCCAAGUUUAACAGUGUUGAGAUGUGUGUGGAUGCUCGGACUUUUGGUAAUGACGCUAGAUUCAUCAGGCGCUCCUGUACGCCAAAUGCAGAGGUAAGUGGUUGCUGUGGUGUUUGGCAUUUUGAUAGGUGUGAAGAUUUGGCUCGUAUUGGUUGAGUUUGUGGUCGGCCACAACUUCAAACAAAGAUUGCCCCACCAGUCCAAAAGUGCUGGAUCCUCAGAUGAAGUCCCUUUAUACAAUAUUGAUCCUGCAGAAUAUUUUACCAGUAGCCUCAGAAGGACAAACACUUGGACGUUGUGGUCUUCAGCAGGUGGAAUUUUGGUCCAUCUGUCCUGCAUUCUCCAUCAAGUAUCCCAAUCCUUGACAGAAUUCAGAAUUCCCUACCUAGCAAAGCAAAUCCUUUUAGUCUCAAAUGUAUACAUCAUGCUUCACAACUUGGUUGUUCUAAACCAACAGUUGCUUAAAGAGGCUGGCUUUGCUGCUACUUCAUUGAAACUCAGCUUUUGCAGUGUGGCACAUGCUUGAUUUUUGGGAUUGUAACGUUUCUGUUUGUGUGUUGAAGGUUCGCCAUGUGAUAGCAGGUGGGAUGAUUCACCUGUGCAUUUAUGCUGUUACGUCCAUUGCCAAGGAUGCAGAGGUCACCAUUGCCUUUGACUAUGAGUACAAUAACUGGUGAGCGUCCUUGUUACUUGCUUAUUGGAGACUUGCCCUUCUUCCCUCAGUACUGACCUUUUCAUUUGUGCCCCUGCUUUUUGGUUUUUGUUGUCAAAUUACAUUCUCAGCCUCUCGGGUGGUAAAGGUCAUAAUGGGAGCAGUUCCCCCAUCUCUUUCCUAGGCAUUUAGCUCAAAGGUAUACUUACAUAUUGUUUCUCAAGACAUUGUGAAGCGAUACUAAUACAUUCUGUGUCUUUUGUGAUGGGGCAGCAACUAUAAAGUGGAUUGUGCCUGUCACAAGGGAAACCGGAGUUGCCCUGUGCAGAAACGGAGCCCAAACACUGUAGAACAGCUGCCUCCACCUGUUCUAGACACUCUGAUUGGAGCAGAGACCAGGCGUCGGAAAGCUCGUCGGAAGGAGCUGGAGCAGCGGGAAGCUGCAUCAGAUGAGAACAGCAAUCCACAGCCAGAGGAAGUCCCUGAGGGACUUGCUGCAGCCAGUGAUAAUGAGGUAAAGUCUCCACCAUCCUAUAGCAUUGAGUGUUGGUCACUAACUCUGGAGGAACUUGUUCCCAGAGGGAGUGACUUCCCUGGGCAUAGAGCAGCCCCAGCCCCAGUGAAAUGCUGGACGUUCACGGUAAUUGUCCCAUAUCUUUUUGCAGCUGUGACUGCUGCUGAGGUCCAUUCUCUCACAUUUCAGGUUGCAGACAAAGAAGAGAAGCAAGAAGAGGAGAAAGAAGCCACUGCGGAUGAGCAGGGAGGUCUCACUCAGAACAGACGGGCAAGUAUCUUUUCCUCUCUCUUUUUUGUAAUGGGUACAGUCCCUCCCAUAGGUAGUGAAUUUUUAUGCUGCCUUCUCACACAGUGUUGUCUAGUUAACUAGUCUGAUCUGCCUCCCUCAUGCCAGCAUUGUUGUUCUGCUCCUGUUCUUCAGGGUUGCUACUUUUUUCACUAGCCCAUGUGCCGUGUUGGCUAUGGAUUCUGAUUAUGUGGUUUAAAAUAGUGGUUUUCAAAGUGUCUGCAUUCAGGGAAUCUUUUCCAUGUUGGCUGGUCUGCAGCAGAACCCUGGACACUGCAGAGGAUUCUGGGAUAUAGUGUCCAUGUUCUGUUCAAGCAGGAAACUGGCCGGAUCUGUUGGGCCUCACUAGUGCCCUGUUUGAACUAAGUCUAUGCCUAUGCUUUGCAUUUGUAGGGAAGAUCAAGAGUAGUGGGUGUGCUGUCUUCCAUGACGCUUGUCCACUACAGGUCUAUCUUCUUACUAAGGAAAGCUUUGUUAAGCUUCUGAGAAACAGCAGGAUGCCCUGCAAAACAAAGGUGCAAAAGCAAGAUUACUUGUGGAAGGGAGUCAGAGUCAGGGGCUCAGCAGGCUUCAUUCAGGAACCUGUUAAGAAAUCUUAACAACCACCUAGACCUCCCCAUGGCAGUGUUAGAAACAGAUAUAAAAGCUAGGAACCAUAUGGCACCUUUUAACCUAGGCUUCAGUUGCCACUACGGAAUGCCUCAGCGCCCUGCAGAUCAGCUGAUCUAUGCAGCAGCAUAACACCAGAAGAUGUGCCUCUUUUGGUGCUGUGCUGCUCUGUGAAUCAGCUGCUCUGCGGGGCAGCGCAGCACCAAAAGAAGCCUUUCUUUUGCUGCCGUGCUGCCCCACCAGCCAGCUGACUGGCCCAGCGUGGCAGCAGUGCCAGCCAGCCAGAUGGAGAUGUCAUUCAGCAAACCUGGCGACCAGGUAGCUCCACUUCCUCACAAAAGGCUGGUGGCCUAUUGUGAAAUGUGGCUAGCGCCCUGAUAUUUUCAAGCACUACCCCAUGGCUCUUGAAAGUGAAGUAAAAUGGCAGCAGCUCAGAUAACAGCAGUUCCUUCUCAUCCUUGAACAUAAGAAUAGACAGACAAUAAAAGAAGAGAGGUUAGUCAACAUGAGGAAGCUUCAAAGGAAGCCUACAGACAUAGGAAAUGGAAGGUAAAUGGCAAUAGUCCCGCCCCCCCUUGAAUCUUAGCACUGCCUAUCCAUGCCAAACAAAAAAAUAUACCUUGGUCCAGUUAGCCUUACCAGUGUAUGUAUAUGAGGGAUAGGAUUGAAUAGGGUGGGAGGUGAGGAAGAGCAGGCAUUUUCCCUAGCAGCAACACUAGCUUGUUGCUUGUAUCGCUGUUUUGAAUCCCCUGGAGCGUAUAUUGUCUGAACAGCCAUCUUUUUAUGUUAUUCUAAUGGCUACUACUACUGCUUCUUUCUUAUUUCCUGCUGAAACUGAUAUGAGCAGCACACACUUUCAUCGGUUGGGCUUCUGUAGCCUUGGAAACAAGGUGCUUUCUUGUCACGGCCUUUAAAAACAAAACAGUGUCCUUUAAACGCUUAUACAGAGAAGUGGAAUAUUCAUUAUCAGUUAGAAAACAGCAACAACCAAACUUUCAUUCAAAAGGUAUAAUCCAAAGCACAGAAUAUCCUGAGAGGAAGGUACAGUUGAGGAAGACCUAAAGUUGGGGGGGGGGGGGGUUUAGGAAGAAGCAAGUGAGAGAUGACCUAGCAAGCAGUUUAAUGACUUUAAGUAUAAAUGUGGGGGGGGGGGGAGACAGGGGUAACAGGCAUUUUAAUCCUAGGCACCUAAUAUUUUCACAUGACCAUGCUGUUCUGAAUUGCAAUUGCUUUGAGAUCAGUGUAUUCUGAGUUGACAGAACUAGCACCCCAUGUUCUGUGUGGUCAGUGCUCAGGCAAGUUGAUCCACAAGGAAUGGAGAGCAGGACAUUAUUGGGAUGUCCACUAGUUUGCCACUGUUGAUCCUGUUGUGUUUCCCCUUCUUCCCUUGUUGUCUGGUCUGCCGUUUUUUUUUUUUUACCCGUUUGUACCUGUUCUGCUGACUUUGAUUUGUGCUUCGGUUGGGCUAGACCCGAGAAGAUCGGAAGGUAGAAGCCAUCAUGCACGUGUUUGAGAACCUGGAAAAAAGAAAGAGGAGGCGAGAUCUCCCAUCGGAUCGGAGCAGCACAGACGCAGAAGUGGUGGUCACGGCAGAGACUCCAGAACCGGAGGAAGUAAAAGCUGAGCCAAAUGAAACUGAGGAGAGCAGUUUGGCUUCAAGUGUUUCUGUGCCAAGUGCCCCUUCCAGUGCCAGCAGCGUUGGAGUGAACACACGGAGGUCUUCACAGGCCGGGGUAAGAAGAAGGGUAGAACUGCCAAGGGUUCGGCCCCAGUAACUUUGGGAAUUACAGUGGAAUUUCUGUAUGCAACUCCAUGUUCAGAAAGGAUAUACUUCCAGCUACCAGAUGCUGGAAGUGUAAUUCAACCUUCCUGUUGUAUUAAAACGUCCACUGGAAUAUAAUUAUAUAUUAUAUAAUUAGACCGUUGGCUUGAUCCAACAUGACAAUUGGUUGUGAGCCCCUGACUGGUAGCAUUUUCAGUGUUACCAGACAUGUGCUGGAUUUGAAAGAAGUCAUGUUUCAUUGGGCGUGCUGAGAGCACAAGGGAAGGCGGGGGCCAUACUUUGGCAUGGAAUUGCUGUCUGCAAAUCAGCACAGUUACUUUCACAGACCAUGUUGUACUGGCACCCUUGGACGCUUCUUAUUGGACUCAAAAUAUGCCAGCUGGCACCUGUUUGGCAAAUGCUUCAAGGGGUGAAAACAGUAUUCUAGAGGGAGCAUUGCAUUAAGAUGCAAGUAAACCCCCCCCCCAAAGAAUACUAGCGUCCCAGAUUCUCCCUUGACUCUCCCUUUACACUCCAGGAAUUAAAACCUUUACAGAUGUAUUUCGCCAGGCUGCUCCUGUUUGAAAGCAAAUGUGUAGAGGUGCAGGUUCUCAAGAAUUCCAUAACUUACACUGGGCUUUGCACUGCAGGAAACGGCAGCAGAGAAACCAGUCUCUAAAACAGCACCGUCAAAACCAGCUAGGCCGCGACCCAAAAGCCGGUUUUCCCGUUAUCGGAGUAGUUCCGCACAGAGACUGAGAAGGCAAAAGCAAGCCAGCUCCCAACAGGCUGAGCUCUCUCAAGCAGCUCCAGAGGAGGGAAAUGCUGUGAGCACAGUAAUGGCGGCGGAAGUCAGCAGCGUGGAGGGUCCAGGAGAAGGGAAGCAGUUGAUGGGUUCUGACCCAGCUGUGGCUGCAGUUGCAGGAACACAGGCCAGCCGGGCUGCACUCAAGUAUCCCAAAACGAAAAAGGUAAAUCAACUGAGGGAUGGGCAGGAUGUAUCUUAAAGGUAAAGGUACCCCUGACCAUUAGCUCCAGUCACGGACGACUCUGGGGUUGCGGCGCUCAUCUCGCUCUAUAGGCUGAGGGAGCCGGCGUACAGCUUCUGGGUCAUGUGGCCAGCAUGACUAAGCCGCUUCUGGCGAACCAGAGCAGCGCACGGAAACGCCGUUUACUUUCCCGCCGGAGCGGUACCUCUUUAUCUACUUGACUUGAUGUGCUUUCAAACUGCUAGGUUGGCAGGAGCUGGGACCGAACAACGGGAGCUCACCUUGUCACAGGGAUUCGAACCGCCGACCUUCUGAUCAGCAAGCCCUAGGCUCUGUGGUUUAGACAAACAUAAGCAUAUUGCAGGAUGUAUCUUAGGACCCUGCAGUAUGCUUAUGUUUGGGUAACAAACACAGUGUGUGGCAGGUUUAUAAAUUACAGCAGGAGCUGUACAGAGACUUCAGUGGUGCUAUCUGAGUCAAGAAGACAAGUUUUGACAACCCUGAUUUUCCAAACCCUCCUCCACUGGUUUCCCAACCCUAUCAACAUUCUCCAGUGAAUUACUAUCCAUUUUCAAAAGGGUGAAAAUAAUUUUAGCCCAGUGAAAAGCAAUGGAGGAAAAUGGCUUUUUAUGAGAUUCCAGUGAGACAGAAAUUCUCAAACUGUGUGAGCUCCAGGCAGGUUUGACUGUGGAAAGGUUGUAGAACAUUUGAGAAUAUCUGUGCUUGGACCUGCACUUGUCUUAUUUUUUUUUUCUCUGAGUAAUGGAGAUGGGAGGCCAUUUUGACCAAGGGACAGAUUUAUCGAACAGACAAACAAGUCAUUUCCUAGGGCCUGUGAUUUUCGUAAUAGUGCUCUGAUUUUGAUAAUGGUGCCAGAACCAACAAAAAGGUUUAUUAAGUGGACUGCUAAGACCUCCAGCAAUUUACAAGUGGUCUGCCAAGAAAAUAAAUAAAAUAAAAAUUGAAAACUGCUGCAGUAGAAGCUUUACAUUCACUUAGAACCAUUUGAGGAAAAGCAAUCAAGCUGAACUUAAUUUUCUGUGGUGUAACCCAUCUUAAGCCAAGAUCUGUUUUUUAAUGGACACUUCUUCAACUCAGUUUUUAUUAAGAGGUUCAGAACAUGAUUUCUAGACCUUUAAAAUAAUACAAGUGGCACUCUUGCAACCCAACAAUGGGGCAGGUUUUGGCACCUUCCAGAUCACAGGGAUUUCUUCCAGGAGGAGGUGAUUGUUGAGAACAGCAGUUCUCAUUGUAAGACCUUAUUAAUUACACCAAUGAGACAUUUCCAAGGAUGUCAUUGCCAGGCCACUUGUAUGUAUAUCUUGCGCACCAGAUUUAAGAGUGCAUUUGAGGGUUUUCAUGGAGGGGGGGGAGAUAAUCAUGUUGUUGGGCCAUAACCCAAUGGUAGGGCAUAUACUCUGCCUCAGGUUUCAUCUCUGCUACUUCCAACUUUAAUAAAGAGAUGUUUGGCAGCAGUUCUGGGGAAGUUCCCUGCUUGAAACCAUGGACAACCAGGGCCCAGGCAGAGUAGACAGUUCUGGGCCCACCUAUUCCCACCUCUCCCUAUUGACUCUUUAUUUUGUCUUAUCUUUACAAGUUCCUUGCAUAGCAAGACACAUUUCUGUUAUUUCUGCUUUCAGUAUCUAGUUACAGAAUGGCUGAAUGACAAGGCAGAGAAACAGGAGUGCCCCAUUGAGUGCCCUUUACGUAUCACCACUGACCCAACUGUGCUGGCUACCACCCUCAAUAUGUUGCCAGGCCUGGUCCACUCCCCACUCAUUUGCACCACGCCCAAACACUACAUCCGUUUUGGUUCUCCCUUCACCCCAGAAAGGCGAAGGCGGCCGGUUCAGCUGGAUGGGAACUACAGCUCAUGCAAAAAGGUAUGUUUGCUUUUGGUUGUGGUCCGUGCACUUGGCCCAAUAUUUCUUUGAAAAAAGAAAUUUAAAUGUCUAAUGAACGUGCAUGACUUUCCUUAAAGCACCCCAAAAUAUGCUUGCCCAGGUUUGGUUUACUGAAACUCUUCCUGGAAAAGAAACAUACAACUAAAAUUGUUUUAGUUGGUUCUCGUAUUUUCAGUGGAUGUAGGGUACAGUUUCUCCCUGCUUGCAACACUGCCUCAUGACACUUUAAAAAUUACAGAAAAGGCAUGGUCUUCUUCCAUAGGCUCAUUAGCUGUUCCUAGAUGUGAAUAGACUACGCACUGCAUGUAUUGUUAGAAAGACAAGACUGUGGUGUGCUUGAACUCCUCUACAGUGGUACCUCAGGUUAAGAACUUAAUUCGUUCUGGAGGUCCGUUCUUAACCUGAAACUGUUCUUAACCUGAAGUACCACUUUAGCCAAUGGGGCCUCCCACUGCCGCUGCAUGAUUUCUGUUCUCAUCCUGAAGCAAAGUUCUUAACCCGAGGUACUAUUUCUGGGUUAGCGGAGUCUGUAACCUGAAGCAUCUGUAACCCGAGGUACCACUGUAUUUAAAUACUGUCUCUUGCAGGAUUUCUUAAAACGCUUUAGUGUAUGGGUUUAAAAACCUGCAGUCGCUGAAACAUCUAAGUAGUAAUUGAUGCACCUUGCCUACUGGGACUAAGAUUCUAAAUUAGGUGCACUGUACACAUCUUGAAUUUUGUGGUUGCCAAGAUAUUGCUGAAUGAGAUCUCUUGAAUAGAGAUAACCUGUGAUGAUUCUUGGUUAGGUGAGCAAAAAGGAAAAUGCGUUUCACACCUGUUUUCUCUCUGCACCCCAAGCUGUAGACUAGGGAGACUAGGAAAAUCAAGAGUAUCUGUUUCAAGAAGGGCUUUGCAUAGCCCAGUACUGGGUGUGAGACAUUCACUAUGACGCACACAUUGUGAUGCCAGCUCUAGAUUUUCCGUAGACCUUAGCAAAGUCAAGUUUUCAUUUUAAUCUUUUGCUUUAUUUUUCUAGGCUACUAGUUAUGUUGUUUGUCCAAUGCUUUCUUUAAAUGUAUUCUUUGCCUUGAGAGGCAAUACCUACUCAGAGUCUGCCUAAAGCAGCUUGUUUUUCAUGCCUUACAAAGGCAGGAUUAAUAGCUGGGUUUCCAGAGGGCUCUAAGCUGCAAAGGAAUGGUCCAUGGACACAGGAAUGCCCUGUAUGCAGUUUCUUGGGCCUCACGAGCUACCUGGUAUAAAACAACAGAGCAAUCCCCCCCACCCACAAAAUUGUGUCAACAUAACCCCUCAGGCAGAUGAGCAGAUUGGGAGUCUAUUCUGGUUUAGGCUGCUUAAGUAAUGAAAGUAGUUCUCAUAAUACAUGACAGCUUUUUAAUAAAGCUAAUAUUUGGGUAUCUUGCUUGUAUUUUGGCAAGUUGCCUGUCAAGGGCAAGGUGCAAGAAAGGGGAUGGCCAGCAACAGGGCUAUGAGGAAGUGGCUUCUGUCUGCUUGAGUCUUGAGUGGGCUAAUGCGUUUCCACAACUAUCUUGAACACCCACAAGGACUUUGAAACUUGUUUUCCAACAAAAUUGCGGGAUGGUCUAUGGGCACAUUUGCGUAGUGAGUCUAGAGCAGCAUAGGAUGGCCAUACUACUGGUCGUCUCUAUUUCUUCGCCUGCUUUUGUUGAAUGUAUAUUCUAUGCUGCAAUCAGGCCAGAAAUGGGCUCCCGACAUUUCCUUUUAGACUGGUAAGCAUAUCUCUGCCAUAUCUUGCUCUGACACAGCGGGAUAAGCCGUAUUUAGAAUGCACCUUCUGCUAAUUGGGUCCUGAAUCUGGCUCACUUCUCUGUGUGAAUGUCCUGGCGAGCUAACCCCAGCGUGCUUUGGGGAAAAAGCAAAGAAUUCAAUUUUGCUUUCCUAAUUUCAAUUUAGAGCAUUAAUAACAUAAUCCUGUGUGCUUAAUUAGAAUCGGUAAUUUCCAGAUCUGGUUUUACCGUGUGCAUGUUCAACAUAUGAGAGUCUUGGACUAGGUAGGAGUGGCAAGCUGUUGUUUUUACAUUUCCAUAUGCUAAAAUAGUGGUACCUCCCUAGUAAAAAAAAAAGCAAAACAAAAAUGCCAGAUGCUGGCAUUCAAAUCUUUUCAUAUAAAGAUAUUGUUCUAGUUCUCAUGGCUGUGGAGAUGCAUUUGAAAAUGGGCUAUAAUAGGUGAAUGGCUCAGGGUUCAAGGGGAUGAAACUUUUGGCCCGCACUGGCUCCCUCUCUCUCCUUUGAGGCUCCUAGCUACACACAAGCCCCUGCUGCCCUCCCUGCCUUAUGCCAUUUCCUUCUCCUACUGCACCAUCAUUUGCCAGUUAAAAAUAUGGGCUUAGCCUAAAACACUAUAUUGAGUGACCUCAUGGAAAAUAAAGACUAUUUGCAUAGAGGCCUCACUUAUUUUCAGUAAAAACAACAACUUUGAGUUGGGGUACAGGGUGUAAACGGCCCCGCCCAUAAAGCAAUUGAGGUGAAAACAGAUCCUCCCCACCCCCUGGGGCAUUGACCGAUAACAGAUGGAAAUUGCUGAAAGUGGUCUGUUGCAAGUCGGGGGGGGGGGGGGAGAAACACUAAGUGGGAGCCUGUGCAUUAUUGAGCAAGGUUUGUUUUUGCAGCGUUGGAUGAAGCAGGCUCUGGAAGAAGGGAUGACUCAGACCUCAGCUGCUUCCCAAGAGAACAGAACUCAGUGUCUAUACCAAAGCAACGAGAGCGGUAGCACUUCUGGCAUCUGCAAGGAAAACGCAGGUUGGUUGAGAGGUCUCCAUGUUUCAGUGGUGCACCAUGGAUGUCGUUUCAGUUUUCCACUCCUUGAAGGGCCAGUUAGAAAGCAAGCAAGCAUAAUUGCAGUCAAUAACUCUACAUAACUGGCCUCCGUGUACUAACCAGUUUAUUCAUUUGUUUACUGCAUUUAUAUCUCACCUCGUUCUCCAAGGAACUGGAGGUGGUGUGCAUAGUUAUUCCCCUCCUCAUUUAGUCUUCAGAACAACCCUGUGAGGUAGGUUAGGCUGAGAAGCAGUGACUGGUCCAAGGCCACUCAGUGAGCUAUUGAGCAAUAAUAGGUACAGUUCACAUAGAGUUGCAUAGUGUGUUGCUACCUGUUGACACAGGCUUCUUCUUCUUCUUCUUCUUCUUCUUCUUCUUCUUCUUCUUCUUUCCUUCUUGUUAUUUCCCAGCAACUCAGGAGCUACAGUCUUUGGCCCAGGGUUUGUGAUGGACUAGAGCUCAGAAGUGCCACCCUCCUCAUUGUAUAACAUCCUGUCCUUCACAGCUCCUCAGGGCUCUAAGGUGUUUAGAGCGUGGUGCUAACACCAAGGUUGUGGGCUCAAACCCCAUAUGGGCCACCUCCAUAUUCCUGCAUUGCAGGGGGUUGGACUGUGAAUCUCGGGGUCCCUUCCAGUUCUACAAUUCUGUGACUAUGGCAUGGGCCCGUUGCCAUUCUGCAGAUAUCAACCCACCUGUUAGCCUGCUCCUGAGGGGAAUGCAAGGGGGAACAAGCAGAAAAACCGUACAAGCUGCGUGAAUGGUGUUUCUUUUGCCGGGUGACUACUCAUUCUGACAUUUCCCUUGCAGAGGGGGGCAGAGAGGAGUGUAAGAAGGGGACCCUCCUUUUCCUAGAUCAAGAGAACCCAUUCCCCUUUGGGUUUCGUCUAGAAACAGAGACCUUAUUCCCAGGGAGGAAGUGCACCGCACCAAACCCAGUGCCACCGCCUUCCUCCAAUUGCUGGGAAAAUAACUGGUUAAAGAGUAGGCACCUGGUUGCAGAACAGCCACUCGGCAGCACCGGAGCAUACAUCUGUGAGCAAAGCAAAAAGACAAGUUUUAAAAACAGUAACUUUGCAUCUGUCUUUGCAGAGGAAGAGGGUGGCGAUCUAUCCAAGUCAGGGAUCAGUUUUCCAAGGACGCGAGACGAGGCCCUAGGCAGUGUACAGAUAACUGUGUGUUACACAAAGGUUAGAGGCAUCGAAAGCAGAAAAAGCACUAGUUAUGGGCAAAUUGCAAUUUUAAGCGAGAGGUGGGUGGGGGGAGCAGAAAAGGCUCUCUGGUGAUCUUUCUAAGAGGCUUCUGUGGGUUGGAUUCUUUGAGUUAAAAGUUGUCCAGUGGCAUUUCUUAGGACCACGAAAUCAUUUGGCUUUUGAGGGUUUCUUGCAAGUCAGAUUAAGUUCUGUCACAGGACGUAAAGAAGUGCUGGGAAGGGCAGGCCUAUGCAACUUCCUUGUUAAUAGGGUGGCGGGAGAGAAGAGAGGUGCUGUUGUGGCUUGAGAAGGAAGGGAAAUUGGGCGGGGGGGGGGGCUGUGUACAAGAUUCUUAUGCAAGGGACAGCUCACAUAUGCAAGUCAGCAUCUUGGGGGAACAACUCAAGAGUGCUUGCAGCAGCUAGUGAAAUCAAUAUUUGUGGGGUUGGGGAUCUAAUCUACCAGCAAAAACUUGGCAAAUGACCUCCCCACUACCCACUUACAACUAUCCCGGGGCUGCUGUUAGGCAAAGGUUUGCAUUGUGUGUUGAAGGGUAGAGCAUAAUCUUAUCAGUAGAUGGAUGGAAACACUGGAGCAGCCCUACUUCCCUUGGAAUAAUUGGCUCUCACUGGUUAGAAUGCAACUGUGGUUUUUUGGCCAACAGGAUUGAUGUCUGUCGAUGGAAUAUCGGCUAAUAGCCUUUGGGAUGCAGGUGGGCAGCCUGCUGCUCUGAGCCAGAUUCCAUUUGGCCUGAUUCCAUUUGUGUGGCAAGGAAAGAAAGAUGAGUAGAGUGGACACCUUGACCUCUGACCCCACUCUCACUUUUGGCUCAGGCUCCACCCACCACCAAUACAGUGGUACCUUGGGUUAAGAACUUAAUUCGUUCUGGAGGUCCAUUCUUAACCUGAAACUGUUCUUAAACUGAGGUACCACACUAGCUAAUGGUGCCUCCCACUGCCACCACGCGAUUUCUGUUCUCAUCCUGAAGUAAAGUUCUUAACCAGAGGUACUAGUUCUGAGUCUGUAACCUGAAGUGUCUGUAACCCGAGGUACCACUGUAUGUGACUCCAGCAGAUUACCCUCCAGGGCAUGUGACCCCCAGCAGAAAAAAGGCUGCCUGCCCUGCUUUAGACGUUCUACUGAUAGUGUGAGGGGUGGCUUACUGAUGAGCAGCUACUUUGCAGCUGGGAAAAGUGUUUCAAGUUAUCCAACUGUACGAGUGGGCGAAAGAAGCCUUGGUCUAUUGAGAAAGAGAGAUUAGCUUGUGUGUGCAGAUGCAAAACACUCCAGUUGAAGGAAAGUGGGGGCUUCAAAGUUCUCUUUUGGUCUUGCCAUCAGUAGCUGGUCUCUACCCUAGCAAGAGACUUGCUGCUGCAAGGGUAGUGGAAUUUGACAAAAUAAAAUUAACAAGGACUCAUUGACGAAGAUUGCUUGGUGUCUGAGGAUAGAGAUAAUAGAGCAGAAUAACCCUUUUACUGUACUUAGAGGAUUGAUUUGAAAGCAUUGGGGACAGUAAAGAGUGCAGAGAGGGAGGCCUGGAUGUUGUCAGCAGGAAACUUAACAGGGGGACUUGUGGGCAUUACUGGAUGUUUCCUGCAAGGACUAGUUCUUGUUCCGACUUGUUUUGAAUCCUUGCCAGAUUACCCAUCAGCCUAAUGAGUGCAAGGAAGAUGCACCAUUCCUAGCUCAGGAAGACUGCAGGUAAAUGAAAGGAAGCUUCACAAGGAAGUGAUGCGGCUGAGUGGAAGAGGGAGAGACUUGGGUUAUCACUUUCUGGGCCACGACCCUGUCUUUUGGCAAGGUGCAUACUGCUGUGUUGGUGGAGAUGUAUGGAGGUGAUGUAGAGAGGCUUAGAUUUUGGACAACCUAGACCUUAUUAGCUUGUUGAUUGCUUUUGGUUUGGACCCUUUUUUAAUCUCAGCAAGUUCCCUUGAGCCCUGAAAUUGCCCCCCUUUCUUACCUCCCCCUGUUUUGAUAGUGCUCCUCUUUGGAGAAAAGAAGGGUUCUUUUUUAUAGAGAGAGAGCUGAAGAGUUGUCAGUAUGGCAAGAACCAGUCAAAAAUUUAAAGAUUCCUGUAGGGGGAGUAGAUGAUGAGCGUAGAUUGGGGCUUUGUAAUGGUAGAGUCACUACCUGGAUUCUGUGUUGCCUUUCAGAUUUCCUGAGCCCCCUGAAGAAGUGGAAGUCUCGCUAUCUAAUGGAGCAGAGUGUUACCAAGUUAUUGAGACCGCUUUCUCCAGUCACUCCCCCACUUCCUGACCCCUCGGUUCCAGAUGCGCUGAGCCCACACCUCACCACGUCCUCCUCAUCUAUGCCAGGAGAGGAGGAAUGUCGAAGUAGCUGCGGUGUGAUCUUCUCACCAAUUCCCUCCUUGGCUGCUAGUCGUUGUAAUACUCCACUACAGUUUGAGGUAAGUUGGGGGGCAGGAUGGCAGCUUUCCCUGCAGACCUAGGAUGUAUGCAUCAAAACUCCUUGGAAAGACACAGGUAGACCUAAGAAAUGAGCAGAUAGGUUUUUUAAAGAAUCCUGUGUAUUCCGAGAAUCUGGCACCUGCAGAUUAUAAAGUCCCUAUUCUCCUUUAUUGUUAUGCACAGUAGAUGGAUACUAGAGUGUGCAAAGGGUUACAGGUUACCAGAAACACUAUUCCCUGCCCUCUGUUUCAUUUAAUCUCAGCUUCCCCACCCCAGUAGCAUCCAAAGAUGCUGUCAACUUCUGGGCUGCUGCUCUCCUGCAUUCACCUCUUAGCAAACUCUAAGCUUUGGAGAACAUUAGCUGUUUUGCAUCCCCAGAAUUCCCCAUCUGCAUGAUGUGUUGUUUCCUGUUCUUCUUACAGCCAUUUGCCUCCCCCUUUCAAAACUUCUGUAAACCUUUGUAGUGCAGUGCAGGUGUGAGUCAUGCAGGUAGCCUCUGUUUUGCAGUUUCCCUCGUGACAAGCACAUGCCAGUGCUUUCAUUCUGAAGCAUCCCGUUUUCUUACUUUUUAUUGUGUCCCAUAUUUGUGCUUGGGGUGGAGUUGAAGCUUCCCAUUCCCAUUUUUCAAUAUUGGGCCACUAAACUCUUUAGGUCUGCUGCUGCCUCUUAGCAAAUCUCCCUGGAAAUGUCUAUUCUUAUGAAAGUUGAGAUGACCACAAUUUGGGAUUCUGGACUCUCGAUCUUCUGCUAUUCUCAGCUUUCUGCCUAAUUGUAUGGGCUUUGAGUCUGGGCUGUGCAUUUCUGUACACAUAAGAAAACGAUAUUGCACCGAGACAACCCAGACUGUUGGAAUCCAGACUCUGCAGCUUCUAAAACGGUGCAAAUCGGAAGCCUUUGCAUGAUUUCUCCUUCUUUGCAGAAUUCUACUUCUGUUUAUUUUUUAUUUAACGAAAUGUAUGUACCGCUUGAUUGUAACAUAACCUCUAAGUGGUUUGCAAGGAGGAUUUAUUCUGCUGACUGGGAUGGCAACUCUUAAGCCGCUUUAAAUCCUGCUCACCAGCAGCCCUGACUCCUAAGAUUCCAUCAGGCAUUGCCCACAUAUUCUCAAGUGUAGCUUCACAACCAUAGUUGCUCCUUUGAAAAAAAAAAAGAGAAAAAAAAUUCUUAAGCUGAAUUCUGUGGCUGGUGUCCUGUGGCUUUUCUAUACUUCCAUAUAAUUGUAGCAUUUCCACCACCGCGAUUAUGGCCCUGCUGCUUGAGCGCAAGUAGGUUGGUCAUUAUACAGUGCCUGAUCAUUAAUUUUGCUUACUAUCCAAAUGGCAAGAUCCCCAAUCACUUUCCCAGUGCCUUUGGAUUCAGGUCUGGUGGGCUCUUGCACAGUUAGGCCACUUCCAGUUCUGCACGGAAACAGAGACAGGACUCGUUGGGCUGGGGGAAAUGCAGAAUCGUGGUGUUGCCAGAAGCCACAGAAACUUGAGUGGCCUUAGCUGCACCAGUCUUAGUGAGACAGUGGCACGGGAUGUCACUAGGACUUUGUAUCUUGAGACUGGACGUUGGUCCCAAUUUGCACUCCUGAUUUGAAGCGGCACUUAAGGAGUGUUGGUCAUAGCAAGCUUCAGUCGGACUUCAAAGGUUUCUGCCCCGUGUAAGAAAGUGAGCGGCUUCUGCUGCUGUAUGACUGAGUUUUCUGCCCACCUGCCCCUCUUUAUGUGUGUUGCAGGGAAGGAGCUUUUCAAUGUGUUAAAAGUUUCUACCACCCAUUCUCCCCAGUUCCCCUGUGUUGAGGCUUCCCCUUUUCACACCAUUCCACUCAUUCAUCACACGUUAUUUAUGUUUCCUUUAAAUUAUUUCCUGCUGCGUUUCUGCCCGAUCCAUAAUUGUCUUUUUAAAAAAGGAAGAAGCAAAUUAAAUAGUGCAUUGUUAAACAGCCGAUAGAAAUAGUUCAAAGCAGUUUGAGCAGCCAUCAAGUUGAGCCUACCUCCUAUAAAAUCAACGGUGAAGCUAUAAAAAGUUACAAAAAAAACCCCUCAACCACACAAAAACAAACACAAUAAAAAAUAGCCCAAAGCGCCGAGGGCCUUCUGGAGGUUCCCUCACUGCGAGAAGUGAGGUUACAGGGAACCAGGCAGAGGGCCUUCUCGGUAGUGGCACCUGCCCUAUGGAACGCCCUCCCAGCAGAUGUCGAGGAAAUAAGCAACUAACUUACUUUCAAAGGACAUCUGAAGGCAGCCCUGUUUAGGGAAGUUUUUAAUGUUUAAUGCUGUAUUGUGUUUUUAACAUUCGCUUGGGAGCCGCCCAGAGUGGCUGGGGAAACCCAGCCAGGUGGGCAGGGUAUUAAUAAUAACAUUAUUAUUAUUAUUAUUAUUAUUAUUAUUUCCCAAGCUUGGGAAUUCAGCUGUUGUUGAACUGCAACUCCCAACAUCCCUAGCUAGCAGGACCAUUGGUCAGGGAUGAUGGGAACUGUAGUCCAAAAACAGCUGGAGACCCAAGUUUGGGAACCCCUGCUCAAGAACAUAUUUCACUGUGCUUAUGUGGUUUAGAGUUAAUCCAGUCUUUCUCAAUUCCAUGUGCUCUCGAUGUUUGAACUACAUAUGCCAUCAGCCUAGGAGUUAUUGUCCAAAGCAUUUGAGGAGCCCCGGGGUGGGGAAGGGUAGUUUGGGUAAAAGUACUUAUUGUGGGUCUGUGUCUCAUGGGCUUCUGCGCUUAGAGAUCUGAAGCUGUCUUACCUUUGAAGUGUUCAGAAGCUCAAUAUUUAAUCAGUUUUUGGUGGGGGGUUUUUGAGAGAGAGAGAAAGAGAGACCCAAAGUGACUUUCUUGGUAAAAGGAUUUAUGGCAUGGCGACAUCAGCUUAAUAAAGGGGUUCUGCCAUGUGUCGCUGCUCUUUUUGCCCCAACCAAAUGUGGCUCUCCGGCCAGCACAACCCAGCAGAUUCUCAGGGGGGCGGGUCUCCUCCUGCAGCUCAUGCUUUCCAGCACUGCAUACCUCAGGAAGGACCCUAGGUUUAUGGAGGAAGAGAGAGAUGCUUUCAUGCAGCGUUUCAGUUCCAGGUAUGGAAGCAUCUCCCAUGCUUCAUGCCCACCUUCCCUCAAAGGAGCUAGUACCAUAAUUUCAUAUCCACUGUAUCUCAAGGAGCAGCCAGCUGAGGAUUUUCUACAUGAUGCCUUCACCUUUUAGUCCAGUCUGAAAGCAAGGCAUUGUGGGUAGAGAGUGAUACGCCAGCUCUCAUCCGAGUGAUGGGGUUCGUGAGGUGUUGCUGGUUGGCCAGGCAUCCUCGGAACACAAGGCAAUGGAAUGAUCUCCGGUUUCUGCGCUGUCCUUUCAUCCGGAUACUAAAGUUGUAGCAUGAGACACAGUAACUCCAUCCUGUUUUUUUUUUCUACUCUAAAAUCCAUGUAAUGUGUUCACUUCCCCCUAAGUGAUGAGGCCACCCCCUUGAUAGUCUCUUAUCCUGCCCCCCACCCCCCGCAAAUAGUUGUGGCUAACCUCUAUGCUUGUUUCUUUUCUUUUUUUAUACUUCAUUUUAUUUUGCUUCUUGACUUGUAAAAUUAGAUGAAUAACAAGAUGCUUUUCCCUCCUAGAACGUAUCCUCCCCUGAGAGUUCCCCUGCGCAUAGGCCCGAGUCCCUGUCGCCCGAGGUAGUUAUCACACCAUCUCAAUUGGAGGCGGAGAGAGUGUGUAGUUUGCGUGGUGAGCGUGUGUGUGUGUGUGUGUGUACACUUGGAGGGAGGAGGGAUAGGGGAAGCAGUGGGUGGGGAAGAAGGGGCUAGUCAAGUCAGAUUCCUUUGUUGUUGAAGUUGAGAAUUGAGUGGUGAACAAAGGGAAAAUGCCCACCACUUUCCAGUUAAUUUUUCUGAAGUAGCAUUUCCUGGGGGGGGGGGGGGAGAGAGAGAGAGAGAAGGGAAGGGAGAGGAGAAAAUGAAUCAGACUCUUUUAAUUUUUGGUGGCUGGCCCUGGGCCUUGCAACCACUGUGCUGUAUGUUUUAUUGAACCCAUCUUCUUAAUCCAUUGCAGCAUAGACAGUCCUGCUCCUGCUUUGUGCCAAAAGUCCACAUUCUUCAAGAUACAAACUCUGUGGUCAGAUUCAAUUGUGCAACUCGAUAAGCAUAAUGCAAAGUUAAUUGUUUUGUCUGGUGGAGUUUGGAGUCUGAGGCCAGGGAGCGAUAUGGCUCCUAAGAGGGCAAGGAUGGCUAUGUGGUUGUACAGACCUAGAGAUCAUUUUCUGGCAGGAUUUGAUCUGUUUUUGUUUUCAGGCCAUGAUUGUUUUAUAACAAACUGUUUUGAUGCAUGGCUUCCACCGAAAAGCAAUGUAACACUUUUAUAAAACAAAUGCAUGAGUAGCGGAACAUAGAGCCCAAGAGGAGAAGGGAGGGACAGAUUCUGAAAGAGGACUGGAAACUUAGGUCUAGCUUCCCAGAAAUCUAGUUAAAACAGUGUGCCGGGUGCCAAAGCCGGUCUGGAACUGCAAAAGGCCAACAGCCCUCAACCUGAAUGUCUCAAACAAGUACCAAACUGGGGAGUUGCUCACUGACGGCUGCCCUCCUGGAUAGCCAAAAAGUGCCUGGACUUUCCAAAGCAUUAGACACAACAGUCUGUCCUCCAUCGUGAAGAGCAAAAUGGAUUGAAGACUGCAGGUCAUAGGAUUCCGGCAGAGGCUUAUGGGUGCCUUCAUGCCUUUAUGCAUUUGUACUCCCUCCCCCCCCCCCGUGCCCUAAAUCUGCCACGCACAUCUUGUCUGAUGUAUGUAUUUGCACCACACAGCAUUUUGUCCAUUACAGUACACACAAACAUGCACACCUUUCCUUGCCUAGAAAUGGAUCUUUGUGAAGGAAAGGGGUGCGACACAGCUCUUAGGUUUGUCUGCUUUCACUCCAAGGCAGCGGGACAAGAGAGCUUUGUUUUGUAACCCUCCCACCUGCAGCCUAUCAAACGGAGAACCAGCACUUUGUAGAGUGGGGUUAUACCCCCAUUUCAGUUUAGGUGGUCAGCCUGCAAGCAUAAUGUUGGGAUGCUGUAUCUAAACACCACCAUGGCAAAAAUUCAAGAUAACAUAAAAGGGAUAGAAGCUAAUAAUGGACAUAUCUGCAAAGCUUGAGGUAGGCAGUGCACUGUCAACAGUUUUCUAAGUUGCAGAGCAGGAAUGAGCUAUGCAGUAUGGUUUAUGUUCGUUGGUCUUAUUUUGAUCAGAGUACCGAGGCUUUUGUAAAUCCUUGACAGCUUGGACAGGGAUGGGAGUUAUUGGGGGCAGAGGAAAGUUUGGGAGCAGUGCAGGGUGCUAAAGAUUCAUCCCCAUUGAAUGGGCAGCUCCUCUCCCAAUUACUUUUUGAUGUAGCCACCACCCACACUUUUUUAAGGGCCUUGUAAUAAUUGGAAACCUGUUAACCCAGGAUUCUGCCCGUGGCUUGCAUGCCAUCCUGCGAAGCUUAGAUUCUGUCACGUGUGCUUGUCAGUUCUCUUCUUCAGAGAUUUCUGAAUGCCGUGAAGCGUGCUUGCAAAGUGUGCUUGUGACUAGCUUUACAACAAAGAGGUUGGUGGAUAAGAGUACCUGGUGUGUGGUGCCUUGAAGUUUUCCUUGAUUCUUCACCUUUUAUUGAAAUGGUUGUGACGUUAUAUGUUAAAUAGUGACCUUGAAAACACACCGAGGCUCAUUUGAGCCGCCAACAUCACCAUCCACGAGGGGGAGGGACCCUGCAAAUUUAAUUUGCCUCCAGAAAUUCCGCAGAGGAAGAGAGCGACUAUGCAGCUAGGGGGGAGAAAAAACCCAGGCAGAGCGGAGAGCAAAAGACUGGGAACAAAGAGUGAGAAAGCCGUAUAUGUGCUGUCCGUGGGAAAGGGGGUCUUUCCUGAAUUAAAAGUGUUUUUCUCUUGUCUGCCCCUUUCACCUGCUUCUCUACCCUGUCUGAUAUCCUCUCCCUCGCCCGCCCCCACACCCCCUUUGUUGGUCCUUCCAGCUCUGCCUUAGGACGGACCUUGACCUACAGAAGGCAGGAUUCCUGGAUGCCGGCACUAACAGCUGUCCAGAGAAACCCUCCUUGCUCACUCCGGGGCAUUCUGACCUGGCAUCCCAGCCCUUGGAGACCAGCUUCCCAGGAAAGAGUGGAGAAGCCCAGGCGCUGCUACGAAGUUCCGACCAGGCUUUUCGGACAGAGUUUAACUUGAUGUAUGCCUUCUCCCCUCUGAAUGCUAUGCCUCGGGCAGACGGAUUGUUACGAGAGUCUCCACAGAUGGCCGACGGGAAGCUUCUGAAUCCAGACAGGGGCUGCUGCAGUUCCCCUGCGGAGGGAUACUUUGGCAGGCACGAGCAGGCGCUUCUGAAAGAAGCCGCGCACGGACCCUUGCCCCCCUGCGGCGAGAAAACCUGCGAAGGCGUUAAAUCCACACCCCAGAACCCUCCGCAGAGGAAAAAGGCAAGUAUCCGACAUGAGUAACACAAGCACAGUCACUUGAGGCAGAAAGGAGGGCCUGCCCGGGGUGUUUGUGUGUCUGUGUGUGCGCUUGCUGGGAAAUCGUACAAGAGGAGGCAGCCUGGACCCUGCUGAGAGACAAUGCAGACUCUCCAUUUCUUGGUAGCGUUAGCAGCUGAGGCAUCUUUCUUUGGUGACAACAGGAUGAAAGCAGACAUCACGUUCCCUGGAGGCUCAGAGAAGUCCAUGCAAUAGAGUGCGGGGUCUGUUCUUAGAGGGGGGUUCUUGUCUCCGCUUCAUGUUGUGCUCGAUUCUGUGUGACCCGGAGGUCUGGCUUUAGGUUUCCUGCUGGCCAUAGGCUGGAGAGCAGCUUCCUUGCACCAGCACAAAACCCAUGUAGCCCACAGGGCAUUGCAGCAGGUGCCUUUUAAGCGCACGUAUGCACACACGCACGAGUGUUGAGUCAUGUCACCUGCCUGAAGCUGAUGAUAGCCUUUUCUCUCCUAGGUAUCCCUUCUGGAGUACCGCAAACGAAAGCAAGAAGCCAAGGAGGGAGGGGAUUCCUCUCGAUGCACAGGGACACCUACCCGGCUGAGUGUCAGCUGCUCGGGGGCAGAUGUGGAUGCUGCUGGCCUCGUGCAGGGCUCGGGGGCCCACACCCUGUCUUCUCCACAGCAUGGCUUCUCCCCCUCUCAUUCUUCUUCGUCUCACCUGGAGGAAGUCAGCCCACCAGAACCACGGGGGACCACGCACAGCAAAUCCCAGGACAGCAUCAGCAGUAGAUGGUGAGUCUCGGGAAGCAAACUAUGGCAGAGACACGUGUUGUUUCUAGGAGUUCCUCCCUGACAAGAUGAGAAGAGAUAAAAAUGUUUAUGCCCUGUGCCGUGUCUUGCCUCACUUUGGUCUUAAAGGGGAGGAUGAUAACAUCGAUAGCGAACUUUCAGCACAGAGAGAGCACUUUCCACAGCUCUCCCUUACUGUGGGCUGCAGUCCGCAAAGAGCCACCCUGCUGGAUUCAACCAAAGGCCUGUCCAGCAUUGUUUCCAGCAAUGGCCUGCCAGGUAAUUUCAGGAAACUUACAAGGAGAUCAGAAAACAACAGCCCUUUUCUCUUACUCGUCCCAAGCAUCUGGUAUUCAGAGUCCAGUUGCCUCUGAACUCAGAGGUUCUGUUAAGUUAUCAUAGCUAAUUGCCAUUAUUCUGCUGUCAGUGAACUUACAGAAUUUGGCUUCCCAAAUUUUUGUUUUUACCUUGCCACAUAUUGACACUGCUUCUAUAAGCAAGUUGCAGCACUACAGUGGUACCUCUGGUUACGUACUUAAUUCGUUCCGGAUGUCCAUUCUUAACCUGAAACUGUUCUUAACCUGAAGCACCACUUUAGCUAAUGGGGCCUCCCGCUGCUGCCGCACGGUUCUCAUCCUGAAGCAAAGUUCUUAACCCGAGGUACUAUUUCUGGGUUAGUGGAGUCUGUAACCUGAAGCAUAUGUAACCUGAAGUGUAUGUAACCCGAGGUAUCACUGUAGUAGCAUCCGAGUUUAGUGAUUCCAAAGACUGUGGUCUUUGUUAGAUCUGCAGUGUUACAUGCGCUCCGGAGUUCCAACUUUUCUGCCCUUCGCAACUAGCGGGCAGUGGUGGGGCAGAGCUGUUUCAGAGUGGGGGGCCAGGGUUAGAGUCCUGUACACUCAAGCUUGUUACGUUUCCUCCUGAGGACCUUCCUCUACCUUUGCGUACAGAUAACUGACCUUUUCUGCUGCAUCAGCUAUACUGGGGACAGGUGGUGACUUCGAAUCACAAGCCAUAUUUACACAAAGGGUAAAAUUCUGGCUGCCGUGCUUCAGCGUGGAACAUGCUGUACACGCCUUCUUUCACACUCCUUGCAACUGCCUUGUGAAGGAGGCUGGGCACCAUUGUUCCGAUUUUACUUAUAGUAAAAAGUUGAGAGUCGAAUGACCUACCCAGAGCCCCUUCAGCGAGUCCAAUUCUCACUAAAGUGGUCCUAAGCAGAGAAAAUCCAUACCAGCUGUGUAAAAUGAGCAUUUUAACAUUUCAAAUUACCUUGGUGAGCAGAGCAUGGUGAAAUAGAGCUUUGUUUUCUGCAUUACAGUUUCAUUUGUGUAUCAACUGGAGACCUCUCUAAAGUAAAAUCUCUGGCUAUAUUUUUACUGCCCCAGAGCAAUCCAUCCUAAUAAACACUGCAGCCGUGGCAGCAUUCCAGCAGUGGUUGGGUUGCUCGUACAAUAUCCUGUGUAUGCCUCGAACUCCUAUCCCAGGGUAACUGCCUUCUGUUUCCCCCAACGAAACUGUAGAAAUAGGCUGCAGUCUUACCAUUUGAUUAAAAUGGUUCUUUGUCUCUAAUGAAUAUUUUCUAGCCAUCAUUGUGAGACAAGCUCCACUCUGCCCUAGAAUUAAACAGCACUUGCCUCAACAACUAAGGUGCACAAGCUUUAAGCUGCAGGAUGCGCAUUUUGUAGGAAUGCACAUGAACAAAACCCAUCCAGACCGCAGGGGAACCUUUCAAUAUAAUAAACUACUGUUGUUGUUGUUGUUGUUGUUGUUGUUGUUGUUUAAAAAACCCAACAAAACAUUGCCAUGAGAUGCUUGAAAUUGUUUAGACCUCUUGAAGGGUCAUAGAAUCAUAGAAUCAUAGAGUUGGAAGAGACCACAAGGGCCAUCGAGUCCAACCCCCUGCCAAGCAGGAAACACCAUCAGAGCACUCCUGACAUAUGGUUGUCAAGCCUCUGCUUAAAGACCUCCAAAGAAGGAGACUCCACCACACCCCUUGGCAGCAAAUUCCACUGUCGAACAGCUCUUAUUGUCAGGAAGUUCUUCCUAAUGUUUAGGUGGAAUCUUCUUUCUUGUAGUUUGGAUCCAUUGCUCCGUGUCCGCUUCUCUGGAGCAGCAGAAAACAACCUUUCUCCCUCCUCUAUGUGACAUCCUUUUAUAUAUUUGAACAUGGCUAUCAUAUCACCCCUUAACCUCCUCUUCUCCAGGCUAAACAUGCCCAGCUCCCUUAGCCGUUCCUCAUAAGGCAUCGUUUUCAGGCCUUUGACCAUUUUGGUUGCCCUCCUCUGGUCACGUUCCAGUUUGUCAGUGUCCUUCUUGAACUGUGGUGCCCAGAACUGGACACAGUACUCCAGGUGAGGUCUGACCAGAGCAGAAUACAGUGGCACUAUUACUUCCCUUGAUCUAGAUGCUAUACUCCUAUUGAUGCAGCCCAGAAUUGCAUUGGCUUUUUUAGCUGCUGCGUCACACUGUUGGCUCAUGUCAAGUUUGUGGUCAACCAAGUCUCCUAGAUCCUUUUCACAUGUACUGCUCUCAAGCCAGGUGUCACCCAUCUUGUAUUUGUGCCUCUCAUUUUUUUUGCCCAAGUGCAAUACUUUACAUUUCUCCCUGUUAAAAUUCAUCUUGUUUGUUUUGUCCUGAGGUGUCAUUCCCAUUCUCGCUCUUUUGUGCCCUGCUAUAGGAUGGUUCCCACCUCGGUGGAGCGGCUGCGAGAAGGCCGUGGGAUUCUGGAGAAGGUUUUACGCAGCAGCGCCAAGUUGUGUCAGAGAGGAGAGCCCUCGCCCACUCGGGAGAGCCUAGGGGAGAGAGAAGCAGGUAAAUGGGAAUGCACUGGGGGUGGGGGGAGCUGCCUUUGGAGCUCGAGCAGGUGGGGCUGAAUCUACAGGCAGGGCUCUGAUCUUGAGGAAUGACGGAGUCCAAGACCGUCUGUGAGUUACGGGACUUCUGCUCACAUCACUCCAAACAAAGCAGUUAAGAUUAAUUCGCUAGCUUUGUCUUGUGGAUGCAGGUAUAAGUCUCUCUCUCUCUCUACUGAUUGACUUACACAAGUGUUUACAAUUCUACAGUGAGGUAUUCAAGAAGAGGUUGGGCGGGCAUAGAAUUCAAGAGUUCAAAGAGACCCCAAGGGUCUUCUAGUCCAACCUCCUGCAAUGCAGGAAUCUCAGCUGAAGCAUCCGUGACAGAUGCCCAUCCGACCUCUGUUUAAAAACCUCCAAGGAAGGAGAGUCCAUCACCUCCUGGAGGAGUAUGUUGAUCCAGUGUCAAACAGCUCUUACCAUCAGAAAUUUCUUCCCAAUGUUUAGUUGGAAUCUCCUUUCUUUGUAAUUUGAAUCCCUUGGUUUGGGUCCUAGCCUCCAGAGCAGAAGAAAACAAGCUUGCUCUAUCCUCCAUGUGGAAGCCCUUGAGAUAUUUGAAGGUGGCUAUCGUAUCUCAGUCUCCUCUUUAUCUCAACUGUUCCUCAUAAGGCUUGGUUUCCAGACCCUUGAUCAUCUUGGUUGCCCUCCUCUGCACGCAUUCCAGCUUGUCAAUAUCCUUCUCAAAUUGGGGCACCCAGAACUGGACACAGUACUCUAGGUGUGGUCUGACCAAGGCAGAAGAGAGGAAAGAGGAUUCACUAGAUGAUGAUUCUGUGAAAGAGAGUCUUUCUCUCCCCCUGCCUUCAGUGUUGCUCCUCUAGCUAUUGAGGUUUUAUUAGUUUUAUUCUAAUCCUUCCUACAUUUCAGUUUUUCUAGAGCUGGGGCUCUUCAGGGGGUCUCUCUCACACCUGUCCCUGCUACAGGGGCUCACCUGUAGCUGGUUCCUCCUAAUCCAGCAACCUGUAUUUCUGCUGCUAGACCCUCUCUGCUCUGCCUUCCAGAUGCUGCGGAAGGAGAUUCGACAGACCCCCUCAACCCUUCCCUCAAGGGACCAGCCGUUUAUAGUCCUUCACGUUACAGCUACCAGGUACGUGAGGCAAUACCCGCCUCGUGCCGUUCACGGUUCCCGUGCAGUUGGCACUCGGGCGCGGCCCAGCCUUUCUUGCCGGGGUUGCAGAGCCGGAUGCCAAACGGCGGUUUUGUGACGCCUGCUUCUUUCCCUUGCAGCUCUUGCAGUCGGACAGCCCGCGGGCGGAGUCGCAGACCGUCCUCCAGAGCGCCUCCCCGUACCGAGGACACCCCAUGCCAUCCCCUGGCUACAGCUACAGGUCCCAGUCCCAGAGAGCAGGGCACCUUCCGCCCCUCGGCUCCUCAGAACCCUCCCUUUCCUCUGCCCCCCCGGUCGCCACAGACUCCUCGGCUCUGUUUGCAGGGAACUCUGGGUAUUAUAGCAGCCAGCAGCCGUCUGGCAGUGGCGUCUUGAAGAAGAGCUGCCCCGUAGCCACUGCUCCCAGCCCUGCCCAGACGGCGGCAGCCGUAGACUGUUUGCCCCCCUCUGAAACAGGGUCUCAUCCCUGCGUGGGAACCGCCGGCUGCCCUCCUUCCUCCUCCUCCUCCUCCACCACCACUUCCUCGUCGUCUUCUUCCUCGUCGUCCUCCAGGCCCUCGCAGCCAGACUUGCGGACUAUCAACCCUCCCGCCUCUGGGCAGCCUGCUCUGUACCAGAGCUCCAGAGCCGCAGCACUUUCCAGCUCGCAGCAGCACUACUCCCACCGAGGGGGAGGAGGCAGCAUCAAUCAAUACAGACUGCAGCAGCUUGCAGGGUCAGGCGUAAAGACUCAGACCGGCUUUUCUUAG